Molecule: messenger RNA, 61498 nt
Organism: Schistocerca piceifrons (Central American locust)
Lineage: Eukaryota; Metazoa; Arthropoda; Insecta; Orthoptera; Acrididae
Product: titin
Exons: 126
Coding region: 128-60589 (20153 amino acids)
Molecular function (GO): protein binding
Source: RefSeq, a predicted model, not a curated record
UUCGCACACGACCGACGUCUUGCAUGUUCCUCUUGGCUCGGGGAUGCCCGCUGCCUUCGCCUCCUGAUUUCACAUUUGACUUUGCUCGUUUCCGAGUGUUCGACUCCCGACGCUGCCCCACGCGACCAUGGAGCAGCGACAGCAGCAGCAGCUGCAGCAGCAGCAACAGAUCUCGUCCCGCACGGAGCAGCGCUUCAGCCGGCAGGUCACCAGCACGCAGCAAGUGCAAGGAAUGGUGAUGCAGUCUUCGCCACAACUUACGUUCGGUAACAGGCCAGGAGAUGUCUCACCCCCAGUCUUCGAACAGAUUUUCCGAAAUGCCCGCUUUGCACAGGGUGGUAAUGCCCUCUUUGAGGGUAAAGUCCGGGGUAAUCCGAAGCCUGUUGUUUCAUGGACAAGGAAAGGCGCUCCCCUUCUUGAAUCAAACAAAUAUAAAAUGAAAUAUGAUGAACAGACUGGAAAUGUUUCAUUGCUCAUCAAUGCAAUAGGACCAGGAGAUGAAGGGGAGUACACAUGCACUGCACGAAAUCAGUACGGUGAAGCUAUCUGUUCAGUUUACAUACAACCUGAAGGUCAGGGGCAGAUUAUACAGCAGCCUCCAGGUGGCUACCAGAGAGAGUUUACUCAGACAAUUGAAACCUCUGAACAGCGAACAACACAGCAGCGUUUUCAGAAACAGACAACAGGAAAAAUUUCAUAUGCUAAUGGACACAUUGUAGAAGAGGAUUUUAAAGUGGACACAUUUGAGUACCGGCUUCUCCGUGAAGUUGAGUUUCGUGAAUCAAUAACACGGCGCUUUGUUGGAGAAGUUGACAGAGAGAUCAGUACAGUUAUUGAUCGAUCACUGGGACCUGUUGCACCUCCACAAAUAGCACAGAAACCACGAAAUUCCAAACUCCAGGAAGGUACCACAGCGACAUUCCAGGCUAAAGUUCCAGCCAACCCACGUCCAAGGAUUACAUGGUUUAAGAAUGGACAGCGCAUCACUCAUUCCCAGAAGUAUGAAAGUAGUUACUCAAACCAACAAGCUGUUCUUAAGAUUAACUCUCUCCAGUCUGAAGAUUCUGGACAUUAUACUCUCCUGGCGGAGAAUCCUCAAGGAUGUGUUGUAUCAUCUGCUUACUUAGCUGUUGAAUCGUCUGCGACUCAAGAUGGACUUGAUCAGAGGGGAAGAGUUCCUCAUACAGAACCUUCUGAGGGCACAGAGGCAGGGAAGGCUCUCGCACCUAACUUUGUGCGGGUUUGUAAUGAUCGUGAUGUUACUGAGGGUAAAAUGACACGUUUCGAUUGCCGAGUGACUGGCCGACCUUACCCAGAAGUGGCGUGGUUCAUCAAUGGGCAACAAGUCAGUGAUGAUGCAACCCAUAAAGUGUUGGUCAAUGAAUCAGGCAACCAUGCUCUAAUGAUAACAAAUGUGAGCAUUUCAGAUGCUGGAGUAAUUACCUGUGUAGCCCGCAACAAGGCUGGAGAGACUUCCUUCCAGUGCAAUUUAAAUGUAAUAGAGAAAGAACAAGUUGUAGCCCCAAAAUUUGUGGAACGAUUCAGCACAGUACAUGUGAAGGAGGGGGAGCCAGUGGUAUUGAAAGCCCGAGCUGUUGGCACUCCCAUCCCUCGCAUUUCAUGGCAAAAGGAUGGGGUCCCCCUGGCGCCGGGACCUGACGUAAACAUCCACACAGACGGUGGAGCCUCGACACUGGACAUCCCGCGAGCCAAGGCGUCGGAUGCGGCCUGGUACCAGUGCACCGCUCAGAACGUCGCAGGCUCCACCGCCACACGUGCUCGCCUCUUUGUCGAGACACCUAAGGGCGCCACACCUCCUCCCCGUCGUCUUAAUUUACCACGACCGACGAAGGUCAUUGAACCUGAACCAGAGCCAGGGCCUGAGGUAAUCUAUUUACGCCAUGUGGAGCGUGCGAAGCCUCACAUGCCUUUGCCAGAAGAAGAGCGUAUCUACCCACCACCACAAUUUAUUAUUCCACUGAACAAUGCUCAUCAGGUUGAGGGAGGACGUGUACAUUUUGAGGCUCGCAUUGAGCCUGUUGGUGACCCAAGCAUGAAAGUUGAGUGGUUUGUGAAUGGCAGACCUCUGGCUGCAAGUUCUCGUGCUACAGCUACAUUUCAGUUUGGUUUCAUCGCACUUGACCUGAUAAGCAUUCAGCUGGAGGACAGUGGAGAAUAUGUUUGCCGUGUGUCAAGCAAUUCGGGAUCAGUUGAAUCUCAUGGUCUGCUGAGUGUAACAGGCCGAGUUGGCAUCGAACAAUCUAGUCAGCACCCCGACAGCCUGCAAUACAUCCAACAUUUGGAAGACUACUCACGCUAUCAGCGAACAGAGAGUAUAGAAGAAGUCUCGUCUCAACGGCCUAACUUCAUUCGACCACUUCAGGAAUUAGGAGAGCUGCAAGAAGGCCGAAAUGCCCACUUUGAAGGACAGCUCACUCCCGUCAGCGACCCCACUAUGAGGGUGGAGUGGUUCAAGGACGGGAAACCGAUCACAGCAAGUUCUCGCAUUACCACCAUCUUCAACUUCGGUUAUGUCUCCUUAAAUAUAUUGCACCUACGGGCUGAAGAUGCUGGUACAUACACCGUGCGAGCUGUGAACAGAACAGGCGAGGCUAUUAGCUCUUCUACUCUCAAAGUUCAAGCACGUACUAGCGUGACAGCAGAUCUCGGUAUACCAGAGCAGCAGAGAUAUAUUGAGAAAGUUGAAGAACUGGAAGCUUAUCAGCAGUAUCUGCAAUCACAGCGAUAUGUGCAGGAACCUCCAGAGAGCACAGCACCUCCUGAAUUUAAGUCACCGAUUAAAGACCAGCUGAAUAUCAGGGAGGGUGGAUUUGCUCAUUUUGAAGCUCGUCUUGAGCCUAUUGGUGACUCUACUCUACGAGUGGAAUGGCUAAAAGAUGGAAAACCAGUUGAAGCCAGUUCACGAAUCACAAGUUUUUUCAAUUUUGGAUAUGUGGCAUUAACAAUUAAAUCAGUCACAACUCAUGAUAUUGGCACUUACUCAUGUCGUGCAAUAAAUACUCUGGGAGAGGCUGUAACAUCAGCUAAGUUAACAGUUGUUAGUAAGAAAGACAUCAUUAUGGACAGUCAACACCCAGGAGGCCUUGAGAAAAUACAGUAUCUGGAAGACACAAGUCGCUAUGGCCGAAGCCUUCAAGAAGAGACUACUGUCACAAAGAAACCAAUGUUUCUUGGUCCACUGAAGGGUACCAACAAAAUUGUGGAAGGUCAGAGGGCCCACUUUGAAGCCCGAGUGGAGCCUCAACAUGACACAACAUUGCAGAUUGAGUGGUACUUCAAUGGGAAGGUAAUUAUGACUGCUAACAGAAUCCAGACAUAUCAUGAUUUUGGUUAUGUGGCAUUAGACAUUCUUGGUGUCCGUGCUGAAGAUGCUGGUACCUAUACUGUGGUUGCAAGAAAUGCCCUUGGUGAAGCACAGUUAUCAGCCAGUAUGGUUGUCGAGACUCGCUCAAGCAUAGACACCACAAGUAUGCAUCGUGGCACAUAUGAAAAGACACAACGCCUUGAAGACUCAAAGUUUAUUGAACCAUCAUAUCAUAUUGAAGAAAUCUCAAAAUCGAAACCAAUCUUUGUACAGCCUCUGUCAGACCCAAAACCCAUAAGUGAAGGCAAGAAUAUUCAUUUGGAAUGCCGUCUGGAGCCUAUGGGAGAUCCAACAAUGCGUGUUGAAUGGUUCUAUAAUGGACGACCAAUCACAGUUGGAUCACGCUUUAGAACAUACUAUGACUUUGGAUAUGUGGCACUAGACAUCGUGCAGGCCACUUCUAUGGAUUCUGGUGAAUACACUGUGCGAGCAACAAAUCAUCUUGGAUCUGCACACACAUCAGCUUGUGUGAGGGUAAUCAGUCGCUCAGAUAUUGUAACGGAAACACAGAAUGAAUCAGCUCUUGAACAGAUCCAGUAUUUAGAAGAUGCCUCUCGACAUCGAAGAACAGUAACAGAAGAUGUUACAGUGGUUCAAGCUCCGCAAUUUACUCGACCAUUACAUAACAUUGAAACUGUUGAAGGCACAAACAUCCAUCUGGAGUGCCGCCUGCAGCCUGUUGGAGACCCUACAAUGAGAGUUGAAUGGCUUGUCAAUGGGCAGCCUGUCAAGACAGGACAUCGCUUCCGACCAGCGUAUGAUUUUGACUAUGUGGCUCUAGACUUGCUGAGUGUAUAUCCUGUGGAUUCAGGUGUUUACACGUGCGUGGCUCGCAAUCAGCUUGGUGAAGCUGUUACUUCAUGUUCAGUUAAAAUCAUAGCGAAAAAGGAUCUGAUUCUGGAAACUCAACAUCCAUCUGGGCUGGAAAAAAUUCAGUAUUUGGAGGACACAUCACGUUAUCGAAAGACAGAGUACAUGGAUGAAGUAGUGAAUGUGCGCCCACGUUUCAUCACAAAGCCCAAAAAUUUAGAUAACAUGCGUGAGGGUCAGCAUGCGCACUUUGAGUGUAAGCUUGAACCAGUGACUGAUCCAAACCUGAAGGUGGAGUGGUACAAGAAUGGGCGUCCAGUUACUGUAGGUCAUAGGUUUCGGCCCAUUCAUGAUUUUGGGUACGUUGCUCUGGACAUCAUAGACCUUAUUGCUGAGGAUUCUGGUACAUAUACAUGCCGUGCAGUAAAUUUGCUUGGAUCUGAUGAGACCACUUGUGUUCUUAAUUGCAGAAGCACUGCACAGAUCUUGACAGGUACUCAGAAUGAGACAGGACUUGAGCAGAUUCAGUAUCUUGAAGAUAAAUCUCGUUAUCAGCGUUCUGAAUAUAUUGAAGAGACUACAAAGCAAGCACCAAUAUUCACUACAUCUCUGAAGCACAUGGAGAUCAAAGAAGGCCAGAGGGCACACUUUGAAUGCCGCCUUAUACCUGUGUCAGAUCCCACAAUGAAAGUUGAAUGGUUCCACAAUAAUGUCCCAGUGAAGUCAGGUUCUCGAUUUACUGAGACAAAUAACUUUGGUUUUGUUGCAUUGGACAUAAUGUACUGCUAUCCAGAAGAUUCUGGGACAUACACAUGUCGCGCCAAGAAUAUUGUUGGUGAAGCUAUGACAUCUGCCAAUCUGACCUGUAUCUCAAAGAAAUCAAUUUAUAUGGAAACGCAACAUGAGGAAGCAUUAUCAAAACUGACAUAUUUGGAGGAUACGUCUCGUCAUCAGCGACAGACAGUCCAGGAAGAAGCUGUGACCCAGGCACCGAUGUUCACACAGCCAAUGAAGGAUGUCCGUGUAGCUGAAAAUCAGGCUAUGCACUUUGAGGCACGACUUAUACCUGUAGGAGAUCCGAAGUUACGCGUUGAGUGGCUUCGAAAUGGCGUUCCAAUUCAAGCAUCAAAUCGUGUGACAACUAUGCAUGAUUUUGGAUAUGUUGCACUGAACAUGAAGUAUGUUUACCCCGAGGACUCAGGCACCUACACUUGCCGUGCUAUCAAUGAACUUGGACAAGCAGUCACUUCAGCAACACUUGUUGUUCAUUCCAAAGCAUCGUUGCUUCUGGAGAGCCAACAUGAGGCUGCACUGCAGAAACUUCAGCAGCUUGAAGAUACGUCAAGGUAUCAACGGCGUGAAGAGGAGGAGAUUAUUGUAACUCAGCCACCAAAGUUUACAGCUCAACUUAAUGGACCCACAGAGCUAAUUGAAGGUCACAGUGCUCAUUACGAAUGCCGCAUUGAACCGUAUCCAGAUCCCAACAUGCGUGUUGAAUGGUUCCACAAUGGAAAACCACUACAACUAGGUCACCGUUUCCGGACUACUUAUGACUUUGGAUUUGCUGCACUUGAUAUACUUACUGUUUAUCCAGAAGAUUCCGGAGAAUACACUUGCAAAGCAACAAAUAAAUUGGGGCAAGCUUCAUCAUCCAUAAAAGUUAAUGUCAAAUCCCGUUCAUCAAUCAUUUUGGACACCCAACAUGAAGGCGCAUUGCAAAAGAUUCAGUAUCUGGAGGAUGAUUCCCGCUACAAACGUGCAGCUGUUGAAGAACAGGUGAUAGCUGAAAAACCACAAUUUGGACGGCCAUUACGAAAUAUUGAUCGAUUGCCUGAAGGACAGAGUGCUCACUUGGAGGCCACACUUACACCAGUUAAUGACCCUACAAUGCGUGUUGAGUGGUUCUGCAAUGGCAGACCCAUUCCUCAAGGUCAUCGUUUCAAGACAACUUAUGAUUUUGGAUAUGUGGCACUUGAUAUCCUGUAUGCAUAUGCUGAAGAUUCAGGCACAUAUAUGUGUAAGGCACGUAAUGCAGUUGGAGAGGCUGUUACUACAUGCUCUGUUACUGUUGAAGCUAAAUCUGGCCUCUACUUGGAUACUCUUGAUGAAAACCGCUUGAAGAAAAUAAAAGACCUGGAAACAUUUGAGAGGCCUCAAAAACCAGAAGUUGAACCUGAAAUGCAAAAGCCUGUGUUCAUUACUCCACUUGUCAGCUUAGAAAAUCUGAAGGAAGGUGAACAUGCUCAUUUGGAAUGUCGUGUGGAACCUAUAAAUGAUCCUAAUCUCAAGAUUGAAUGGUUUGUGAAUGGAAUUGCCAUAAAAACAGGUCACAGGUUCCGUACUACACAUGACUUUGGUUAUGUUGCUCUUGAUAUUCUGUACACAUAUGCAGAGGACUCUGGAACUUAUAUGUGUAAAGCAACAAAUUUGGUGGGAGAAGCUGUGAAUACUUGCCAGAUAACAGUUGGAGCUCGCCGUAGUAUCUAUUUAGAAUCUCAGCAUCCUGAAGGCUUACAGAAAAUCCAAGAACUUGAAGCACAAGGUCGGCCUGCUAGACUUGAAGUGGAGGAACCUGAAGUCACCCCGCCACGUUUUGUAACAGAACUUAGGGGCACAACAGAAAUAUUUGAAGGGCAGACAGCACACUUUGAAGCCCAAGUGGAACCUCUGCAUGAUCCAAAUCUGCGUAUAGAGUUUUAUCACAAUGGUAAACCUCUUCCUUCAGCAUCACGCUUCCAUAUCACUUUUGAUUUUGGUUAUUUGGCACUUGACAUAACCCAUGCUGUUCCUGAAGAUGCUGGAGAAUAUACUGCCAAGGCCAUCAAUGCCCUUGGACAGUGCACUUCUACAAUUACUUUACGUGUGACAGCUAAAAGCAACAUUGUGCUCGAGUCCCAGCGACCAGAAGGAUUAGAUAAAAUUCGAGCCUUGGAGCAGCAUGUCCCAUACCAGAGGCCAGAGGUUCCAGAGCCAACUAGACAAAGGCCUGUGUUUACACAGCCAUUACAGAAUAUUGACUCUAUAGCGGAAGGGCAGACGGCUCACUUUGAAUGCAGACUGAUACCUGUGGGUGAUCCCACACUCAAAGUGGAGUGGUUCCGUAAUGAGAAACCCCUUGAAACAAGCUCAAGAAUUACGAAGACACAUGACUUUGGCUAUGUGGCAUUGGAUAUGACACAUGUUAGGGCUGAAGAUGAUGGUGUGUACAUGUGCAGGGCUUCAAAUGCUCUUGGUGAAGCUGUGACAACAGCAUCUAUGAAAAUAAAAACAAAGGCGGACAUACAACUGGAAACUCAACAUCCUCAGGGCAUGAAACGAAUUCAGCAAUUAGAAGAAGGGAAAGCACCAGCACGGCCAGAACAACCAGAACGUGAAUUUGACAAACCCAUCUUCACACAAGUGCUCACAGGUCCAUCUGAACUGUGGGAGGGACAGCAUGCACAUUUUGAGUGUCGUGUUGUACCAGUAGGUGAUCCAAAUAUGCGAUUUGAGUGGUACAUUAAUGGGACAGAGCUGAAAUUAGGAUCUCGCUUCCAUGUCACGCACGACUUUGGUUAUGUGAACUUGGAUAUUAACUCUGUCAUUAGUGAAGAUUCUGGAGUCUAUAUGUGUAAAGCCAUAAAUAAAGCUGGGGAAGCAGUGUCUUCAAUAUCACUGAAAGUAAAAACACGUUCAUCAAUUAUUGGAGAUACUCUUCAACCUGAUGCAUGGCAAAAGAUUCAACUGAAAGAGGCAGAAAUGAAUAAAGUUCCUCCACAAUUUGUAGAUACAACACCUCAACAAGCACCUGUUUUCACAACUCAUUUGACCAGCCAUGAUAAACUCAUAGAAGGUCAAAAUAUUUUAUUGGAGGCACAAGUGGAGCCACGCACAGAUCCAAACCUUCGAGUUGAAUGGUUCAAGAAUGGAAAACCACUUGCUACUGGCACUAGACUUAGGACUACGUUUGACUUUGGCCAUGUCAGUUUGUCUGUCACUGGAUUACGAGCUGAUGAUUCAGCCAUUUACACCUGCAAAGCCACAAACUUACUGGGAGAGGCUGUAUCAACUUGUACUCUCAAAGUUGAAGAUCGACACUGGCUAUUAGCUGGAUCACUUCGUCCUGAGGCCUUACCAAAGAUUGAAGCUCUUGAAGAACCAAAGGCUGGUCGUCCUGAAGCUCCUGAGCCUACCUAUGAAUCACCAGUGUUUAUUACCCACUUGAAUAACGUUGUCUGUACUGAAGGCGAGAGUGUUCACUUUGAAUGCCACGUGGAACCUUCAAAAGAUCCAACACUCAAUAUCGAAUGGUUCAUAAAUGGCAAGCCAUUGCCCACUGGUGCUCGCUACAAAUCCACUUAUGAUUUUGGCUAUGUGGCUCUGGAUAUAAUUCAUGCUUAUGCAGAGGAUUCUGGUGUGUACAGCUGUAAAGCCACAAAUAGCAAGGGACAGGCUGCAACAUCAGGAACUCUGAAAUGCACAAGCAAGCAAGACAUCUUCUUGCAGACACAACAUCCACAGGGUGAAGCAGGCCUUGAGGCUGUGCGUGAGGCGGAAGGAGCAUACUUAUCAAAAUAUCAGAGGCAGCCUCUAGCUCCUGAAAAAGAUUAUCCAAAGCCAGUAUUUGUGGUGCCACUUCAAGAACAAGUAACACUGAAUGAAAAUGAAGCUUUGCAUGUUGAGUGUCAAGUUGAGCCCAAGGAAGAUCCAAAUCUCAAAGUUGAAUGGUUCUUCAAAGGAAAGCCUCUUGAACAUGCAACACGUUUCAAGACAACAUGUGACUUUGGCUUUGUCACACUUGAUUUGACUGAUGUUUAUGAAAGGGAUCAAGGAAUAUACACUUGUAAAGCAACCAAUUUAAAAGGAGAAGCAUUUACCUCCACAACAAUAUACUGCAAAGGGAAGGAGAGUCUAAUUGAACGUACACAGCACCCAAAAGGAGCUGAAGGUCUGGGAAAAAUCCAGGAUUUGGAAGAAUCACUGAGGAGGCAAGAAGGAGCUCCUCCAGAACCCGAGGAAGGCCAUCCGCCUGUCUUCACCUCACAGUUUCAGGAUCUCAAGAACCUUAGUGAGGGAGAGAUUGCACACUUUGAGGCUUCCCUUACCCCAGUUGGUGACCAGACUAUGACAGUAGAAUGGUUCUAUAAUGGAGAGGUAAUCAAAGCAAGUCACCGCAUUAGAACUGUACAUGCAUUUGGGAUGGUUGUCCUUGAGAUAUUAGGAACUAAAAUUGAAGAUUCCGGCACUUAUACUUGUAGAGCAACAAACAAAUGGGGCCGUGCCGAAAUCAGUGUUGAACUGGAAUGUGUUGACAAGUCAAAGGGUCAGAAACCACACUUUACAACACACAUUCAGAGUCUUGAGAAUCUGAAAGAAGGUGAAUCUGCUCAUUUUGAAUGCACGCUAACACCUGUGGGAGAUCCUAACUUGAAAGUGGAAUGGUUUCACAAUGGCGAGCCACUGCGACACUCCUCCAGAAUCAAAUCAGUAUCUGAUUUUGGCUUUGUUGUGAUGGAUAUCUCAUAUGUCCAGAGCCACGAUACAGGGGAGUAUGUGUGCAGAGCGAGCAACAAGUAUGGGGAAGACUUUACAAGAGCAACCAUAAAAUGUUCUGGACGUGGUGGUGUGUAUUUGGACAGUCUGCAGCCUGAUGCACUUGCUCGCAUUCGUGAAAUGGAGCUCUCCCAGGGUGGGCAACCUCAGGCUCCAACCACUCCUGUUCUUGAACCACCUGUUUUUACCACACAUAUAUCAGAUGUCACAAACCUGGUUGAAGGGCAAAGUGCACACUUUGAGGCUCGUCUUACACCAGUCAAUGAUCCAAACCUCACAGUUGAGUGGUUUUACAACGGUAAAAAGCUCCCACAUGGCCAUCGUUACAGAACAUUCCAUGACUUUGGUAUUGUUAUUUUGGACAUCUUAUAUUGUUAUGAAGAGAACUCCGGAGUUUAUGAAUGCCGUGCAGUCAACAAAGUAGGCCAGGAUGUCACAAAAGCAACACUAAAAUGUGUAUCAAAGGCCAAUCUCAUCUUGGAUUCACAGUUGCCUCGAGGGAUGGAAGGUGGAUUGGAAAAAAUACAGAAUUUAGAAGAUUCACACUUAAAGAUGAGAGAUGAAAAAACUACAGAAACAAAAGGCCAAGCCCCUGUCUUUACAGUCCCUCUGUCAAAUGUUGACAACCUUCGAGAGGGAGAGAGUGCACAUUUUGAAGCCAGACUUAUUCCUACAGAUGACCCAAAACUCAAGGUUGAAUGGUUCUGGAAUGGAAAACCGCUAAGGACAGGGUCCAGGUUCCGUACAUUCUGUGACUUUGGAUUUGUGAUAUUGGAAAUUUCUCCAGUGUACCCAGAAGACUCUGGUGAAUACUCAUGUCGUGCCUUCAAUGACUAUGGGGAAGCUGUAACAACAGCAAGUAUGAAAGUGCAAGGAAAGAGGAGUAUCAUAUUAGAAUCUCAGUUGCCAAAAAGUAUGGAGCAUACUAUUGAGAAGAUUGCAGAACUGGAAGGUCUUGGAAGUGCUCCAGCUCCAGCCGCACCUGAGGAAGAUUCUGGAAAACCUCCAGAGUUCAUCACUACUCCAAGUGACCUGACACUAACUGAAAAUUCUUUGGCACACUUUGAAUGCCGUCUGAUUCCUAUCAAUGACCCCAGUAUGAGAGUAGAAUGGUUCCAUAAUGGAAAGCCUCUUUGGGCAGGGUCACGAAUCAAGACCAUAAAUGACUUUGGCUUUGUCAUACUUGAAGUUGCUGGUGUAUAUCAGAGAGAUUCUGGUCUUUAUACUUGUAAGGCCACAAACAAACACGGUGAGGCAACUGUAUCAUGUCAGCUGCAAGUCCGCAGUCGUCAGGGAAUCAUUCUUGAGCCACAAUUACCAACAAAUUUUAAAACGGGCACUGAGAGUAUCCAGAAGCUGGAGGAGGCGUUAUACAAGAAAGAUGAAAUAGUGACAGAAGAAGAGAAACCAAAUCCUCCCAGGUUCACUGUUGAAUUGAAGGAUGUACUCGACGUGCAAGAAGGAGCACCGAUCCAUUUCGAGUGCCGUGUAGAACCGGUCGGCGAUCCUACGAUGCGUAUCGACUGGUUCCAUAAUGGUCGACCAUUUGCCACGGGCUCUAGAGUCCAUAUGCUUAAUGAUUUUGGCUUUAUUGUUCUUGACAUGGAUUACACAUAUGCCAGAGACUCUGGUGAAUACGUGUGCUGUGCCACCAACAAGUGGGGGUCAGCAACAACGAAAGCUACACUCACUUGUAAAGCAAAACGAGACGUUGUGUUGGAAUCACAGUUGCCACAAGGAAUAAGUGGUGAAAAGUUGAAGGAACUGGAGAGAGGACCACUGACAGAGGCUCUCCCUGAAGAGGCGCCAGCAUCACCUCCGAAGUUCAUAACUCAGAUCACAUCAGUGGGCAUUGGUGAAGGUGAACCUGUCCACUUUGAGUGUCGUGUGGAGCCCCGAACAGAUCCAAAGUUACGAGUGGAAUGGUAUCGUAAUGGGAAACCGUUGCCAUCUGGACACCGCUUCCGUACAGUCUAUGAUAUGGGCUUCGUAUCCCUCGAUAUAUUGUACACCUAUCCUGAGGACUCGGGUGAAUAUGUGUGUCGUGCUGUCAAUGACCUUGGAGAAGAUACAACAAAGGCAACAGUGUCUUGCAAAAAGCUGCCAACAAUCAUUCUACAGAACCAGGUUCCUAAGGGAAUGAAAAAGUCUGAAGCCCUUAUGCAGAUGGAAGCCACCAUAAAGAAAUACACAUCAGAAAUUCAUUUGACAGAGGAUGAUCUUUAUGAUCCUGAUAAAAAGCAACCACCAAGAUUUGUGACCCAGAUACAAGAUCAGACAACACUAGUUGAAAUGCAAACUACGAAGUUUGAGUGCCAGCUGGCACCUGUUGGAGACCCAAACAUGAAAGUUGAGUGGUUUCUGAAUGGAAAACCACUUCCUCACAAAAACCGUUUCACACCAAUCUAUGAUUUUGGCUAUGUAGCCAUGAAUUUUGGGUGGGUGUAUCCUGAGGAUAGUGGAGAAUACUUGUGCAGAGCAACCAAUCUGUACGGUAUGGACGAGACUCGUGCUGUAAUCAGAACUGCUGGGAAACCUGGCAUUAUCUAUGAAUCUCAGUUACCAAAGGGAAUGAAGAGCAUUGAACGUAUACGUGAAAUGGAGGCAGCUUGGCAAAUAGCACCUGAAGAACCAGAAGAAGAAACAAAACCUCGUUCUGCACCAGUUUUUGUUACAAAACCUGAACCAUACACUACUGUUGAAGGAGAACCUGCAAGAUUCUGUUGCCGAGUUACUGGACAUCCCCGUCCAAGGCUUAUGUGGGUUGUUAAUGGGCAAACUGUCGUUAAUGGUACUCGCUACCGACUGACGUAUGAUGGUAUGUGGCACUUGGAUAUUCCCAAGACACGACAAUAUGACCAUGGCAAGAUUGAGAUUAUUGCUCGCAACUCAGUGGGAGAAGCAAUAGCUACUACGGAACUUACUGUGAAAGCACGUAUGGAUGAUUACCGUGGAGUACUAAAGAACUCACCACGACCAUGGUAUGACUAUGAUCUCACUCAGUAUCAGAAAGAGCGCAUUGAACUGGAAAGGGCUCAGCUCCAACAUGUGGACAUCAGUGAACAUCAGAAGAAAGUUUCUACUGAGACUGAAACUGAAUGGCAGCAAACAGUAAAGAAGAAGAAGGGUGAAGAUUAUUAUUCCAAACUGAAAGAGCUUGAAGAAGAGCAAGUAAUCAAGGAAACUCGUUUGCGGGAAGCAUCACAUCAAUUUGCUAUACCUGGAGAAAAAGUUGUGGCCAAAACAGUAGCCAAGGGAAUGGCUCAGAGCUAUGAGCAAAAACUAGAUGAAAAAGAAGAAGAAAAACCAGCCUGGGUAACGUCUCGACGACCAACUAAACAUACAUCAGAAACAGUUGUUGAUUCCAAAACAAUUCCGAGUUUGCCACCUGAGCCAUCAGAGUCAGCUAUUCAUGCACGAGAAGUGCAUGUAGCCAAACAAAAACAAACACAGAAAGAGGUCAAGGGAGAUGUGGAAAUUACACGGAAGAUUACAGCCACAGAAACAACUGAAGUUGAGCAUAAGGCAAAAACACAAGAACGAGUUGUCCAAGGGCCUGUUAAACCUGCUAAGCCUCCAUUUUUCACCAAGAAGAUACAGCCUGUCAGAGUAUUUGAGCAAGAGCAGGCUAGAUUUGAAGUUGAAUUUGAUGGUGAUCCACUUCCAACAAUAAAAUGGUUCAGGGAGGAUUUCCCAAUCCAGAGCUCGGCCGAUCUUCAAAUACACACAUUUGGAACAAAGUCAGUUCUCAUCUUGAGACAAGUGUUUAUGGAAGAUUCUGGUGUGUUCAGGGUUGUAGCUGAAAAUCGUGGAGGAGUUGCUAAGUGCAGUGCAAAUCUAGUAGUUGAGGAAAAGCGACGCCAAGGACGAGGUGGUGUUGUGCCUCCAAGUUUCCUUACUACUAUUGAAAGCAGUGUUGUAAAUUCUGGAACACUUGUGCGAUUUGAUGCUCGUAUAGCGGGCACACGACCUAUUGAUGUCUAUUGGUUAAAGAAUGGCAAACGCAUACCAUCAUCAGAUAUUCGAUACAAGACAUUGGAAGAAGAUAGUGUGAAUACCCUGUUGAUUAUUGAGGCUAUACCAGAGGAUUCUGGAACUUAUGAAUGUGUGGCAAUCAACAGUGCUGGUGAAGCACGUUGUGAGGCUGAAUGUCAGGUUCGGUCACCCACACAACAGAAACAACAGCAGCAACAGCAACAACAACAACAACAACAACCAGCAGGAAAUGUAGCACCAGCAAUUAUUGAACCACUAAAGGGACAGGUCGUGAAAGAGGGACAGCCUGUUACAUUUCAGUGCCGAAUUUCUGGCAAACCAGCUCCACAGAUAAAGUGGCAAAAGGCUGACACUGUCAUUAAGCCAUCAAAAUACUUCCAGAUGCAUAAAGAUAAUGACAUAUACACUCUGAAGAUAUCAGAAGCUUUCCCUGAAGAUGAGGGUACCUAUAAAUGUAUUGCUUCUAACCCUGUUGGAUCUGUAACUCUCUCCGCACAGCUGAAAGUUCAAGCUCCUGACUCACAAGAAGUCAUGCCUACCAUUACACCACUGCGAGAUGUCACUGUACCAGAGGGAAGCUCAGCACAGUUCAGGACAAAAGUAACAGGAAAACCAGUGCCAACUAUACAGUGGUUCCGUGAAGGAGUUCUCAUACCACAGUCGGCAGAUUUUCAAAUGAUACAGGAUGGCGACAACAGAGUGCUGCUCAUCACUACAACAUACGAGGAGGAUUCAGGAACUUUUACAUGCAGGGCAACUAACUCUGCUGGGCAGGUUGAGUCAUCUGCUAAGCUGAUCGUCAAAAGUAAGAAUUGCAAAGAUGCAUAUUUAAUGAAUACAAUGUAUGUACUCAUAUUACACCAAAAACAGACAACAUGUGGCGUGUCGGUGCAUUAUGGCUUUGCAGGACGGAGAGAUGUUUCAACAGUCCAUCCAGGCUCAGGAGCACCAAAAAUACCACAUCCUGGAUAUUCUUCUAGUCAUCAUGGUUCAAUCCCGAAAACUGGUGGGAUGUCAGGAGAUGGUCAAGAAGCAGAUGCUGACGGUAGUGGUGCUGGACAUGAUUAUAUACAGGAGGAUUCAUACGAUACAGUCCAGUUACCAGUUGGCGAUGAGACGCUGCCGUGGAGGAAACCCAGGCGUAAGCAGCUUUUUCCCGUGCACCCAUCACAAACCACAGUUCCCUGGACACAGGAGAAAAUACAGCUAAAAAGAACUGCUCAGCACCGGAGGAGUAUUGAUAAAGAGCAUCUUGAGGAAGUACAGUUGAAAACUGUCAGUGGGGGGGUACAGCUUAAAAAGAAAGUUCGGCAGGAUAUAGAUAUUAGAAGUGAAAGACCUGAAGAACAAUAUAGCAGGACUGACACUGAUGAUUCGCUGUACAGUGUUAUGGACAAGACAACGGGAAUAGAGCAGAUAGCCACAGAAGAAGAUUCAACAAUUUUACAUUUGGACCAAAGGAAAGAAACACUUGAAGAAAGACAAAAGACACCACAUUUGCCAAAGAAAGAGGAUCAAAGAAGGAAGCACAUAAAAAAAGAUAGCAGAAUAACAGUGACAGAAGAAGAUGAUGUGACACUAUUAGGAGUGCAACAAGAGAGAGAAAGGACAGAAAGAUUCUUUCGAAAAGGAAAACCUUCAGACAAGACAUUGCCAGCAGACAUGUUGGAUAAUAAUGUUACAAAAAGGAGUCCACUAGUGACAGACUUGACAAAAGAUGAUAAAAAUGCAGAAAAAUCAACAGUACCAUGGAGAACCAAGAAACCAGAAAGCUUGAAAGGAUAUACACAUGAUGUGCACCAGAAAGUUGACAUUGUUCCUGAAGAGGCAUCACUUGAACCAAAGCCCGAGGCACCAGUACAAGAGCAGGUAUCACAUUUACCAUGGGUACGAGGUAAGAAACCUAAGCAACCCGUCCAGGAGAAAGAGGAAAUUACUUUGAAACCAGUGAAGAAGGAUAUUCCAGAAAAGGCAAUAGAAAGAGAAAUAGUACAGUUGAAGCCUAUAGAGAAACAGAAACCAACAGUGGAAGAAAAAGAGAAAAUAGUGCUGAAACCAGUGAAGAAAGACACAAAGGAAGUAACCAAAGAACAGGAAUCACUAUCAAAGGAAAUACAUAAAGAAGAUAUAAGUGCAGAAAAAACAAGAGAGAUCAAGAGUAUAAAGAAACCAGAGACUUUGAAAGAGACUGCACAUGAUUUAGAAGAGAAAGCAAACAUUGCUCCAGAAGGAGUAUCUCUUGAGGAAAAGCCUGAGGCACCAGAGCAGGACCAUGUAUCACAUUUACCAUGGGUACGAGGAAAGAAACCUAAACAACCUGAUCAGGAGAAAGAGAAGAUAAUGUUGAAACCAGUGAAAAAGGAUAUUCCAGAGAAGAGAGACGAAAAGGAAGUAGUACAGUUGAAGCCUGUACAGAGACAUAAACCAACAGCAGAAGUAGAAGACAAAAUAAUGUUGAAACCUGUGAAGAGGGACACAAAGGAAGUAUUCAAAGAAGAGGAAUCUCUUCCAAGCACAGUGCCUAAAGGAGACACAACUGUAGAAAAACCAAAAGAGGUCAAAAGUAUAAAGAAACCAGAAAGUCUGAAAGAGGCUCCAUGUGACGUGGAAGAGAAAGCAGACAUAGUUCCAGAAGGAGUGUCUGUUGAGGAAAAGCCUGAGGUACCAGAGGAAGAUCAGGUAUCGCGCUUACCGUGGGUACGAGGAAAGAAGCCUAAACAACCUGUUCAGGAGAAAGAGGAAAUUACUUUGAAACCAGUGAAGAAGGGUAUUCCAGAGAAGAUAGAAGAAAAGGAGACAGUACAGUUGAAGCCUGUACAGAGACAUAAACCAACAGCAGCAGAAGAGGAUGAAAUAAUGCUGAAACCUGUGAAGAAGGACACAAAGGAAAUAAGCAAAGAAGAGGAAUCUCUUCCAAGGGAAGUGCCUAAGGGAGAGACAACUGAAGAAAAACCAAAAGAGAUCAAAAGCAUAAAGAAACCAGAGAGUCUGAAAGUGGUCCCACGUUAUGUGGAAGAGAAAGCAGACAUAGUUCCAGAAGGAGUCUCUGUUGAGGAAAAGCCUGAGGUACCAGAGGAAGAUCAGGUAUCGCGCUUACCGUGGGCACGAGGAAAGAAGCCUAAACAACCUGUUCAGGAGAAAGAGGAAAUUACUUUGAAACCAGUGAAGAAAGGUAUUCCAGAGCAGAAAGAAGAAAGAGAAAUUGUACAGUUGAAGCCUGUAGAGAAACAGAAACCAAUGGCAGAAGAAAAAGACAAAAUAAUGCUGAAACCUGUGAAGAAGGAUGAAAAAGAAAUAACAAAAGGAGAGGAAACUCUCCCAAGGGAAGUGCCUAAAGAAGACAUAAUUCCGAAAAAACCAAAAGAGAUCGAAAUUGUAAAGAAGCCAAAGAGUAUGACAGAGGUACCACGUGAUAUGGAAGAGGAAGCAGACAUUGCUCCAGAAGGAGUGUCAAUUCCAGAAAAGCCUGAAGCACCAGAGCAAGAGGAGGUAUCGCGUGUACCAUGGGUACGAGGAAAGAAACCUAAACAACCUGUUCAGGAGAAAGAAGAGAUCACUUUGAAACCAGUGAAGAAGGAUAUUCCAGAGAAGAUAGAAGAAAAGGAAAUAGUACAGUUGAAGCCUGUACAGAGACAUAAACCAACAGCAGAAGAAGAAGAUAAAAUAGUGCUGAAACCUGUGAAGAAGGAGACACAGGAAGUAAUUAGAAAAGAGGAGUCUACCGCAAUGGAGGUGACUGAAGAAGAUACAACUGUAGAAAAAUCAAAAGAGAUAAAGAGAGUCAAAAAACCAAAGAGCUUGAAAGAGGCACCACAGGAUGCAGAAGAGAAACCAGAGAUGGUUCCAGAAAGACUACCUGCUAAGGAAAAGCCUGAGGCACCAGAACAAGAUCAGGUAUCGCAUUUACCAUGGGUACGAGGAAAGAAACCUAAACAACCUGAACAGGAGAAAGAAGAGAUUACUUUGAAGCCAGUGAAGAAGGAUAUUCCAGAGAAGAUAGAAGAAAAGGAAAUAGUACAGUUGAAGCCUGUACAGAGACAUAAACCAACAGCAGAAGAAGAGGAUAAAAUAGUGCUGAAACAUGUGAAGAAGGAGACACAGGAAGUAAUUAGAAAAGAGGAGUCUCUUGCAAUGGAGGUGACUGAAGAAGAUACAAUUGUAGAAAAAUCAAAAGAGAUAAAGAGAGUCAAGAAACCCGAGAGCUUGAAAGAGAUGCCACAUGAUGUGGAAGAGAAACCAGAGAUGGUUCCAGAAAGAUUAUCUGUUGCGGAAAAACCUGAGGCACCAGAGCAAGAUGAGGUAUCACAUUUACCAUGGGUGCGAGGAAAGAAACCUAGACAACCUGUUCAGAAGAAAGAGGAAAUUACUUUGAAGCCAGUGAAGAAGGAUAUUCCAGAGAAGAUAGAAGAAAAGGAGACAGUACAGUUGAAGCCUGUACAGAGAUAUAAACCAACAGCAACAGAAGAGGAUGAGAUAAUGCUGAAACCUGUGAAGAAGGACACAAAGGUAAUAAGCAAAGAAGAGGAAUCUCUUCCAAGGGAAGUGCCUAAAGAAGACACAACUGAAGAAAAACCAAAACAGGUCAAAAGUAUAAAGAAACCAGAGAGUCAGAAAGAGGUUUCACGUGGUGUGGAAGAGAAAGUAGACAUGGUUCCAGAAGGAGUGUCUGUUGAGGAAAAGCCUGAGGUACCAGUGGAAGAUCAGGUAUCGCGCUUACCGUGGGCACGAGGAAAGAAACCUAAACAACCUGUUCAGGAGAAAGAGAAAAUUACUUUGAAACCAGUCAAGAAAGAUAUUCCAGAGAAGAUAGAAGAAAGAGAAAUUGUACAAUUGAAGCCUGUAGAGAAACAGAAACCAAUGUCAGAAGAAAAAGACAAAAUAGGGCUAAAACCUGUGAAGAAGGAUGAAAAGGAAAUAACAAAAGAAGAGGAAUCUCUUCCAAGGGAAGUGCCUAAAGAAGACAUAAUUCCAGAAAAACCAAAAGAGAUUGAAAUUGUAAAGAAGCCAAAGAGUAUGACAGAGGUACCACGUGAUGUGGAAGAGGAAGCAGACAUUGCCCCAGAAGGAGUGUCAGUUCCGGAAAAGCCUGAAGCACCAGAACAAGUAGAGGUAUCGCGUGUACCAUGGGUACGAGGAAAGAAACCUAAACAACCUGUUCAGGAGAAAGAAGAGAUUACUUUGAAGCCAGUGAAGAAGGAUAUUCCACAGAAGACAGAAGAAACAGAAACUGUACAGUUGAAACCUGUACAGAGACAUAAACCAAAAGCAGAAGAACAAGACAAGUUAGUGCUGAAACCUGUGAAGAAAGACACAAAAGAAGUAUUCAAAGAAGAGGAAUCUCUACCAAGGGAGUUGGCUAAAGAAGACACAACUGCAGAAAAACCAAAAGAGACCAAGAAAGUAAAGAAACCAGAGAGCUUAAAAGAGACUCCACAUGAUAUGGAAGAAAAAGCUGACAUUGUUCCAGAGAAAGUAUCUGAUGAGGAAAAGCCUGAGGCACCAGAUGAAGAUCAGGUAUCUCAUGUACCAUGGGUACGAGGAAAGAAACCUAAACAACCUGUUCAGCAGAAAGAAGAGAUCACUUUGAAACCAGUGAAAAAGGAUAUCCCAGAGAAGGCAGAAGAAAAGGAAAUAGUACAGUUGAAACCUGUACAGAGACAUAAACCAACAGCAGAAGAAGAGGAUAAAAUAGUUCUAAAACCUGUGAAGAAGGAGACACAGGAAGUAAUUAGAAAAGAGGAGUCUCUUGCAAUGGAGGUGACUGAAGAAGAUACAAUUGUAGAAAAAUCAAAAGAGAUAAAGAAAGUCAAGAAACCCAAGAGCUUGAAAGAGACGCCACAAGAUGUGGAAGAGAAACCAGAGACGGUUCCAGAAAGACUAUCUGUUGAGGAAAAGCCUGAGGCACCAGAGAAAGAUCAGGUAUCGCAUUUACCAUGGAUACGAGGAAAGAAACCUAAACAACCUCUUCAGGAGAAAGAAGAGAUUACUUUGAAGCCAGUGAAGAAGGAUAUUCCACAGAAGACAGAAGAAACAGAAACUGUACAGUUGAAACCUGUACAGAGACAUAAACCAAAAGCAGAAGAACAAGACAAGUUAGUGCUGAAACCUGUGAAGAAGGACACAAAGGAAGUAAUCAAAGAAGAGGAAUCUCAACCAAGGGAGUUGGCUAAAGAAGACACAACUGCAGAAAAACCAAAAGAGACCAAGAAAGUAAAGAAACCAGAGAGCUUAAAAGAGACUCCACAUGAUAUGGAAGAAAAAGCUGACAUUGUUCCAGAGAAAGUAUCUGAUGAGGAAAAGCCUGAGGCACCAGAUGAAGAUCAGGUAUCUCAUGUACCAUGGGUACGAGGAAAGAAACCUAAACAACCUGUUCAGCAGAAAGAAGAGAUCACUUUGAAACCAGUGAAAAAGGAUAUCCCAGAGAAGGCAGAAGAAAAGGAAAUAGUACAGUUGAAACCUGUACAGAGACAUAAACCAACAGCAGAAGAAGAGGAUAAAAUAGUGCUGGAACUUGUGAAGAAGGAGACACAGGAAGUAAUUAGAAAAGAGGAGUCUCUUGCAAUGGAAGUGACUGAAGAAGAUAAAAUUGUUGAAAAAUCCAAAGAGAUCAAGAAAGUUAAGAAACCCAAGAGCUUGAAAGAGAGGCCACAAGAUGUGGAAGAGAAACCAGAGAUGGUUCCAGAAAGACUAUCUGUUGAGGAAAAGCCUGAGGCACCAGAGCAAGAUCAGGUAUCGCAUUUACCAUGGGUACGAGGAAAGAAACCUAAACAACCUGUUCAGGAGAAAGAAGAGAUCACUUUGAAACCAGUGAAGAAGGCUAUUCCAGAGAAGAUAGAAGAAAAGGAAAUAGUACAGUUGAAGCCUGUACAGAGACAUAAACCAACAGCAGAAGAAGAAGAUAAAAUAGUGCUGAAACCUGUGAAGAAGGAGACACAGGAAGUAAUUAGAAAAGAGGAGUCUACCGCAAUGGAGGUGACUGAAGAAGAUACAACUGUAGAAAAAUCAAAAGAGAUAAAGAGAGUCAAAAAACCAAAGAGCUUGAAAGAGGCACCACAGGAUGCGGAAGAGAAACCAGAGAUGGUUCCAGAAAGACUACCUGCUAAGGAAAAGCCUGAGGCACCAGAACAAGAUCAGGUAUCGCAUUUACCAUGGGUACGAGGAAAGAAACCUAAACAACCUGAACAGGAGAAAGAAGAGAUUACUUUGAAGCCAGUGAAGAAGGAUAUUCCAGAGAAGAUAGAAGAAAAGGAAAUAGUACAGUUGAAACCUGUACAGAGACAUAAACCAACAGCAGAAGAAGAGGAUAAAAUAGUUCUAAAACCUGUGAAGAAGGAGACACAGGAAGUAAUUAGAAAAGAAGAGUCUCUUGCAAUGGAGGUGACUGAAGAAGAUACAAUUGUAGAAAAAUCAAAAGAGAUAAAGAGAGUCAAGAAACCAAAGAGCUUGAAAGAGGCACCACAGGAUGUGGAAGAGAAACCAGAGAUGGUUCCAGAAAGACUAUCUGUUGAGGAAAAGCCUGAGGCACCAGAGAAAGAUCAGGUAUCGCAUUUACCAUGGGUUCGAGGAAAGAAACCUAAACAACCUGAACAGGAGAAAGAAGAGAUUUCAUUGAAGCCGGUGAAGAAGGAUAUUCCAGAGAAGACAGAAGAAAAGGAAAUUGUACAGUUGAAACCUGUACAGAGACAUAAACCAAAAGCAGUAGAAGAAGACAAGUUGGUGCUGAAACCUGUGAAGAAGGAGACAAAGGAAGUAUUGAAAGAAGAGGAAUCUCUUCCAAGGGAGUUGGCUGAAAAAGGCACAACUGCAGAAAAACCGAAAGAGACCAAGAAAGUAAAGAAACCAGAGAGCCUUAAGGACACUCCACAUGAUACGGAAGAGAAAGCCUACUCUGUUCCAGAAGGAGUAUCUGUUGAGGAAAAGCCUGAGGCACCAGAUCAAGAUCAGGUAUCGCAUGUACCAUGGGUACGAGGAAAGAAGCCUAAACAACCUGUUCAGGAGAAAGAGGAGAUUACUUUGAAACCAGUGAAGAAGGAUAUUCCAGUGGAGACAGAAGAAAGAGAAAUUGUACAGUUGAAGCCUGUUGAGAAACCGAAGCCAACAGCCGAAGACUUGGAAAGAAUUACCCUUAAACUUGAACCAGCAGUGGAGAAACAAAAACCAUUAGAGAAACUUGUAUAUGAAAGGGAAGUACCUUUAAUUCCAAGUAAUGAGGAAUCUCCCUUACAAGAUAGUAAGGAGAUCACCAAAGUACCUUGGCAACGUGGAAAGAAACAUGAGGCACCUGAACUGGAAAAGGAGGAAAUUACUUUGAAACCUGUCAAAAAGAGUGUUCCUGAGAAAACCGAUGAUAGGAAAGAAUUGCGAUUGAAGCCUGUACCUAAAGAGAAACCAUCAGUAGAUGAGGUACAGGAAGUUAUGCUAAAACCUGUGAAGAAGGACGAAAAGGAAGUAAUUACAGAGAAACAAGGUGUAACUAUAAAAGAAGUAGGAGAAAACCAAAUAGGGGAAGAAAAAAAUUUGCAGGAGCUGAAAUCAGAAGAGUUGCCUAAGGAUGACACUCCUACCAAAAAACCCAGUGUACCUUGGAGAAAAAAGAAACCAGUGCCUAUGAAGGAGGCUCCACUUGAUGUGGAGGAAUUAACGGACACUGCUCCAGAAGUGUCUAAAGUUACCAUGACUCCUGGUAUGCCUAAACUUGCAGAUGCUCCAGAUAUUUUAAAGGAAGUUCUAGAUGAGAAACCAAUGCUACUUCCUGUAAGACUGAUUGAUGAACAAGAUGAGAUGAUGAAAGAUUUAGUAUCUGUAGGUGAAAUUGCCUUGGCAAAACCCAAAGCUGUGCACCCUUCAGAUAAAGAGAAAUUACUGUCUGAGAGCGUGCAGGUGGAAGCUACUACAGAAACUCUUGAUUGGCACAAAGACAUUAAGGUGGAUACUUUUUCCAAAAAGAAAGUUCCUGAAGAAUCCCGACCCACAAUUCUUUCUGAUAGUACACCAUUAAGUGAAUUGGAAAUUGUGUCUCAGAAGCGGGUGACUGAUAGCGUGUUGAAGAUUCCAGAGGAACCCAUUCAAGACGUGGAAAAUCUUGAUGUUCAUCACACAGUCAGUCAGACAGUGGUACAAAAGACAGUCACAGAAGCCACUAAAAGUAUUUCAAAAGCUGUACCCCCAAGAUUUGUUAGAAAAUUGACACCUGCCAUGGUGGAACCAAACAAGAAAGCAACAUUUAUUUGUGAAGUUGAAGGAAAGCCUUUCCCUGAAUUGACUUGGUUUGUUAAUGAAAAACCGUUGCCUUUGUCAAAUCGCAUACAGACGUCAGUUCGUGAAAAAGUUGUGACACUUGAAAUAAGGGAUGUAUUUAAAGAAGAUGUUGGUAUUUAUUCCUGCCGUGCUUCAAAUCCUGCUGGUGUGGCUACAUCUGCAGCAAAUUUGAUCAUUUUGGAGAAACCAGAAAUGGGCAGGGCUCCUCAUUUUACUGAGCAACUGAAACCACUGUCAGCUGCUCCUGGACGUCCUGCUGAGCUGAAAUGUGUUGUUGUUGGUGAGCCUACACCUGAAGUAGUUUGGUUACGUGAUGGUCAGAAAGUGUUCUCUGGACCUGGCCAGGAAAUGUACUACAAUCCUGAAUCUGGAACUGCGAGUUUGAUUAUCAGUGAACCAACGGAACAUGAUGAAGCAGUGUACAGUGUACAAGCCAUUAACAAAUUUGGCCGAGCAGAAUGCCGAGCAAAUCUUGUACUUGGUAAACCAAUAGAAGCAAGACAGCCACAGUUUAUGAGGGCACCAUAUAUAACACGUCCCUUACAAGCCAUUGCUGCAGUAAAAGAUGAGCCUGUGGAGCUGAUGGCAGCAUUUGAAGGAGAACCUGUACCAGAAGCAAAGUGGUUUCGCAAUGGAAAGGAGGUGGUGGCUUCAGAGGGAAUUGAUAUUGUGAAAGAGACAAAACAUACUGUUUUACGUAUAGAAAAGAUAAACAAAACCAGUACUGGAAUGUAUGAAGUUCGUGCUAUAAAUCCAGUUGGAGAGGCCAAAACAUCUUGUUCUGUCACUAUCAGAGAAGAACAGCCUGAAAUGACUGAAGCAAGGCCACCAUCUUUCAUUAAGCCUCUACAGCCAAAGAUUGUAACUGUUGGAGAAGUUGUUAUUUUGGAGACUAUUGUAAAGUCAUACCCUACAUGUUCAUUCCAAUGGUUCCAUCUGUCUACUCCAGUGAAGUCAACAACAGAAACACGGAUUGUGACAGAAGCAAAUAAGUCAUUACUAGUUUUGCAAGAUGUUAAUGAACAACAGACAGGUAGUUAUACAUGUCGUGCAGAGAAUGUUGUUGGAUCAGUGACUUGCACAGCAACACUAUCUGUCAUACCUGAUGAGAAAUGGGAAGAUACUAUAGAGUUAGAGGCUCCACAUUUUGAACAGAAGUUAGUGCCAUUACGAGUCAUGGAUGGAGAACCAGUGCAACUCACUUGCAAGAUUGUUGGAAAACCAAUUCCAAAAGUUAUUUGGUAUCACAAAGGACUACCUUUGAAAGAAUCUAAGGGUGUUACAAUGUACCAAGACUCAGAAGGUGUAUGUAAAUUAGCAAUUUCAGAGGUUUUUCCAGAGGAUGCUGGACAGUACACUUGCCAGGCUAUCAACAAAGCAGGAGAAGCUGUUUGUGCUGCAUCACUUGUUGUUGAAGCUUAUGAAUACGUACCUGACUCUGAGAUUGCAACAACUGGAGUAUCUCUUGUUACAGGACAGAGUGGUUCAGAAGAAGAUCUUUUAGUAGAAAAGGAGACAAUCUCUGAAGUUUCUGAAAUGACAGAAUUGCAACAUGGGGAAGUGGGAAAAGCACCUCGGUUUGUUACUUACUUGCCAGAAACUGUGACCUCACGUGAUGGUGAACUUAUAAGACUGGAGGUCAAAGCAGAGGGAAUACCAAGACCAAAGAUUAGAUGGUACAAGCAAGGAAUAGAACUUACCCCUUCGAAGGAUUUUGAUGUUGAAGAUUUUGAGGAAGGUACUUCGGUCCUCACUAUACCAGAAGUUUUCCCUGACGAUGCGGGUGAGAUUCUAUGCGAAGCUCAGAAUGAUUUUGGCAUUGACACAACAGUUACUGAACUUGUUGUUGAAGGUAUUCUAGGUACAAAGGAAUAUCGAAAACCUGAAUGGGUGACACAGAUGGAACAACUAAAGGAGAAACUGAUGGGUAAUGGCCGUUCGGCCACUUUGCCUGUGCAUGAUGCUGUUGUACCGACUUGCAUGCCAAGCCUCACAAAUGCUAUGGAGUGUUCUGCUGCAGCAUCCCAUUCCCCUAAUCCACCUGGCUUUGCUCAUUUAGUCAUAUCCGACUACCUGAGUUCUCACCGACAUUCUAUCUCGGCAGCUAUAGAAGCGUUGAGUGCAGGUGGCGGAGCAGGAGCAGCGCUGCUCGCAUCGCCACCACUACACCUGACUGAACGACAAGAGAAAGAGGUUGUGGUGGUGGCAGCAGCAGCACUACAACAUGUGCCCGAUAGGAACAAUGAAACUGAACUGAAAAGGGCGUCGCGUAACCUGUCGGCAUCUUGUGAGGCACUGUUUCCUACUCCGAGUAACAGUGUCAUCCAUCUACUUUCCUGCAGUUGCAUACAGCAGACAGCCAGGAGGAAUUGCAAGAAUUUCUGUUGCUUGAAAGUAGGUGCUGUGGAGAGACAGAGGAAUGCCGUGGGCUUGCCUCUGCUUUCUCUGACAGUGAUGACAAUGAGCAUGGCUCUGCCAAAAUCGUGGCAGAGCACUGCUAGCAGGAAAAUUCUUGCAGAAGUUCAAAUAAACCCAACAAUAAUAUCACCUCUAGUCAUAGCUACCCAGAGUGCACCAACAUUUGUACAGGAAAUUAGGGACAACAGGGCUAAGGAAAUGGAAACAGUAACAUUUGAAUGUCAGUUCUCAGGGACUCCACUGCCUGAUAUAACCUGGUAUAAGAAUGGCAAAAUUCUUCGUAAUACAAGGAAUAUUCAAAUUAGAAUUAGAAACAACAAAACUACUUGUCAAAUACUAAAAGUAACCCCAGAAGAUGAAGGAACCUACAUCUGCAAAGCAGCUAGCGAAGUUGGAGUAACUGAAACAAAAGCAGAAUUGUUUGUACAAGAAUUGACUCUUGAGGAGCGCCAAAAACUGGAAGUUAAGAGAGGCACAGAGCAGCAUGCAAAGAUAAAACUGGAGAGAGUAAAAACACAGAAGAAGCCAAAAACAGAAGAAACUGUUGUCGACACAGUUUUUGAGACAGAGAGGAAAAGGGAAAUUGUGGACAUCCAUGAGACACAUGUUCUGGAAUCCACUGCACAGUUUGCAGAGAAAACAAAAAAGGUCACUGCACAGAAAGUCUUUCCAGUUCAAGAUUCAGUUGAGAUAUCUGCAAUUGCAUCAUGUAAAAAAGUUGAUGACACAAGUGAAAAACCCAUUCUGACAGAAGAAAAGGCAAAAGAAAUUGUUCCAGUUCAAGAAAGUGUUACAGUUUCUGAAGUGGAUGUUAAAGAUGAUGUGAAAUAUCUUAAGACACAGAAGACCAAAGUGACAGCUGAUACAAAAGUAAAUAUACAGGAGUCAGUAUCCAUUUCACAACUGAAAAGUGAAGAUAUGGUGAAAGAAUUUGAAGUAAAGCCCUUAGAGGAGCAGGCAGAUAGGAAGGUCAGUGUCCAAGAAUCUGUUAGUGUGUCUGAAGUUAUUACAGAAGACAGAGUCAUAGAUCUGAAAGAAACAAAACCAAAAGAAGAAGAAGCUGUGUUGAUGAAGCCUGUACAAGAGAGUUUCCUAGUAACUGAAACUCUGUCAGAGACUACUAUAACUGAAAUGAAAGAUGCAAAAACCAUGGAGAGUGCAGAAUACAAAGUGCCCAUUUUAGAACCCAUGGUUGUAUCUGAAAUACAGACUGAAACUACAGUUGAAGAAGUCAAAGACAAAAAACCCAAAAGUUAUCAAGCCAAGCCUGAUAAGAGUCCUGUACAGCAAGAAGUAGCAGAAAUUACUGAGGUUAAAGUAGAAAGGGCACCAGAGUUACAAAAGAAGAAAGAGCAAGUAUUGGUUGAAAAGGAAAAGAAGGAAGCUGAGGAAGUAGUGACAGAGAAAAAGGAAACAGAUAUUGUGACGAAGAAGAAGACUGCUGUCAAAAAGAAAGAUCUCGAGGAAGAAGAAGAAAUUAUUGUCCAGCGUGCAUUGAAGACUAUGCAAAAGCUAGAAAGAUGGGAACGUGUGAAACAGGCACAGGAAGUAGAGGAGUUGCUACAUUUGAUUCCUGUUCAAGAAUUUGGACCAGAAAGUGAAAAACCUUUACGUGAACUGGCACGUGUUGGCUGGUUGCUACGGCGAGGGUUAAAUGUGCAAGAAGUAACGGCACUUCAUCGUGCUGGACACUUCCAGGAACUUCGCACACCAUUGGCUCAGUCUGCUCUCGUUUCUUUAGUGGAACGUCAAGGGCACGGAGUUCUGGUUUCACAAGCUCUUGCAGAGGAGGAUGAAGUCCAAGGGCCAGAAACAGCUGGCUUCCGUGCAUUUCUUCGCAUGAUUGAACUGGAAUAUGCCACUGUUGAACAAGCUGUUACUCUUUUUGCUCCUGAAGAUUUCCGCCCAGACUCGUGGGAAGUCCAAGAAGCUACAGAGGUUGUGGAGAAGACACAUAUAACACAACAGGCAGAAACUAUAAAACAAGCUGAAGUUCGUAUUGCUGAUGAGAAGAAAGUGACUAAGAAGAAGAAGACAAAGACUGAAGUUGAAAAAGAAGAAACUCUUGAAGAGAUAGACCAUGAACGGCGCACAGCAUCCAGGACUGCUGCAGAAAAACCACAACCUCAUGAACGACUAAUACCUAUAGAGGUGGAAAGGGAUGAGGGGGUACUGAUUACAGAAUUACCUACUGACCACCAAAUUACAAUAACUGAGCCCUCUCUUGCUAUUGUUACUCAACCAGCUGAAGAACUCGGUGUGCAGAAGACAAGAGCUGAAGAAGAAGAUAAAAAAUUUGAGGAGGAUGAAGAACUAAUUAUAAUUGAAGAAAGAAAGGGGGAGGGUAUCAGAAGCCAGCGGAGAAAGAAGGUCAUCAGACAGAAAUCCGAGGAAGAGGUUGAGGUGGAAAUACAGGUGGUAGGUGGCGAGAAAAGAAAGGUGAAGAAAAUAAUAAAAGCUACUCAACCAGACACAUCUGAAGAAAUGAUUGAUGAGGAAUAUUUGCAGGAAAUAAAACCAUUUGAGAAAGCUGUGCAGAAAGCUUUGCCCCUUUUAAGUACAAAACAAGUGUCAGAGACUGUACCGUCUGUGCAUAUUACGGAACUACAGACAGGAGUUGAGGAUCGUGGUGAGCAUGUAAAAGUGAACAUGUUGACUCUAAGUGCAGUAUCUGGAGAACAAGUGCUUGUGGAAGAACAUGAAGUUCCCACAAAAUCAGCAAAAUUUGAGGGUAUAAAAGCAUCUCAGCGAUUUGACACAAUUGAACCUUAUACUGUUACGGAAGCAGAUGUGCAUACUCGUGCACGAGAAUUCUCUGAUGUGUUCCAGCCACAGUCAUUUGAGGCUAGUGUAGCUAUUAUUCCACGAGAAGGUGUAGUUGUAAGUGAGAUGACUGUGCGUGCUGGAACUGGUGAGUUGGUGGAAUUGGCUGAAGGACAACAGAAGCAGGCAACCAUUGGUUUAACACUGCAAGAAGCAACCAGUGUAAGUGAGACUGAAAUUUCAGUAAAAGAAGGUGACUUCACAGAUCUCAGAAAACCUCAACAGAGGCAAGCAGAACAUAUUUUCUUACCAAAUGAAGGAAUAUCUGUAUUAGAAGUAACAGAGGGUACUUCUGAGAAUGUUCUUCAGAUUACCUCAAAGCCACUUCCUGUGAAACCUCGUGUUCAGGUACCAUCUGCAGAACCAUUGCUGGUUAGUGAGGUGUUUCCUGAGAUGAAACCAGGAAAAUAUCUGCCAGAAUCAUUUGUAGCAACAGAAAUGGCAAGUAAAAGUGUAGUGGCUCAACAUGGAAUCUCAGCUCUAGAAAUGCAUGCACCAGAGAAGGAAGGUGAGUAUGUGUCAGAUCGUCUCCCGCCAUCACAGAUAGCUGGAUCAGAAAUUACUCCAGGAGAGGCAUUACAGGUUUCACAGUCAGAUGUGCAGGAAGCUGAAGCCCCAUUGGCUGCAAAACAACAGCCAGAGACUGCCACAGCAGAAGAAGAUGUUACUCUUAUGCGAGGUAUUACUGUAAGCACUGUGGAAGCACAGCUGCAAGAGAAGGCCUUCAGGAGUGAUGAGCAUGAUGCCAAAAAAGCAGGUGUCUUGUUUAUGGAGAACGAAUCUAUACAGGCAGCAUUCAUGACAGCAGUAGAAAGAGAGGCAGAACUUGCUCCAGAGGAGAAACCAGCUGAAAAAACUGCAGAACCUGUUCUCUCUUGUUUGGAAGCUGCUGAUGUAUCUGAAUCUCUUGUGCAGGAAGUGGAAGGUGAGCUUCUUGCAGACAAGUCACCACUAAAAGUUCAAGCUGAAGCUAGUGUCAGGCCGGAAGAACCACUUUCCAUAUUGGAGGUUUGCGCAGGACACGCAUCUGCUGAGCUGUCAGAGAGCUUAAGAUAUCGCACUGAUGAAGCAGUGUCUGUAUUUGAAACAACAGAAGCUAAGCAAGUAUCAGUGAUACUUGCACAAGAAAAAGAAAGUAUGCUACCUGACCUUCAGAAACCUCUACCAGCUCAGGGUGAAAAAUCAUUUUCACCACAGACAGGUCUAACUGUUGUGCAGACAGUGGCAGAGGAGUCAGAAGGAAUAUUUUUGGCAGCUGAACUGCCAGAAAGUCAUAGAGUGAAGACAUCACCAACUCAGCCUUUUCAGUCAAUUGUUAUUGAAGAAACUCUUGCACAAGGACAUGCAGGUCAUAUAGAAAGGGAUACACCAGCAUUAGGUAUUGCUAAAGCUGACAGAGAACUCCUUCGAGAGAUGAUUAUAGAGGAGGCUAUUACAGGUGAAGGUCUGCAGUCGUACAAGGAAGCAAUGAAACCAGAUAGUAAACAAGCAGGCAUUACAGUUCUACAAGAAGAGAGCUUAACUGUUACUGAGGUGGUUACAGAAGACAAAGAAGCUGGGUAUACAAAGCCCACAAUGCCAACUGAAUGCUUUGCUCUUCCAGAAAUAAAAGGCCAAAAGGUGGCAAUCAUGACAGAAGUGAGACCAGAUAUCUCUGCUGUACCAUUAUCUAGUGAAUAUCCAACAAGAGAAACUGCUAAACCUGAUCAGAUUCCACUUGAAAGCCUUCUUGUGACACUUGCACAAAUGGUUGAGAAAGAAGGUGAGUUGUCCAAAGAUAUAAAGCCAGAUAUAAAGAGUGCAACAGUUGAUUUAACAGAGAGACAUUCAGAGAUUAGUGUGACACAAGUAGUGGCACAUGAUAAAGAAAAAGAAUAUGUUACAGAACAGUCUCCUAAACAAAUGACAGCCACAGCCAGUGUACCAGUUCAUGAAGUGGCUAUUAAGUCAGAGACAUUGCCAGAGUUAAAUGUUGGUGAUCUUCCUGAGAGAGAACAUGUCACAGGUAGAGCAAAGCCUGAUAAUGAACCACUGCAAGAACUUAUAAUCACAGAAACAGCUAUUACUGAAGUUGAGAGACAACUUAAAGAAGGUGUGAAGCCGGAGAAAAGGACUGCAGAUGUAGCCAUUGAUGUAGGUGAAGGAAUAUCAAUUACAGAAAUUGUCGCUGACCAUAAAGAGGCUAUCCUUGAAUCUCUAGAAAUGCCAAAACAGAGGCAGGCCACUCUCAAUAUCCGUAGCCAAGAAGUUGCUCAGAAGGAGGAAGUGGUGAUGGAUUAUGUCACUGGUGAAUGGAAGAGGCAGUCACCAGUUAAGGAAAGUGCUCACCCAGAACAGGAUGCACUGGAAUGUGCUGUGUUACUACAGCCACAUAUUGGUGAAAGGGAAGGUCUUUAUAGUGCAGAUAUUAAGCCAGAUGAAAAAACAGCUAACAUUACCUUUGAAGAAGGUCAGAUACUAAGUGUCACAGAAGUUUUGCCUGAUGACAAAGAAAAACCACUUGAAAUUCCGGAAGCUCCAAACAGAUAUAAAGCAACAGCAGACUUCCGAACUCAAGAAGUUGCAGUGAAGUCUGAAAUAAUAGCUGGGUUAAAUGUCACAGAAAUAACACAUGUAGAGCCAUCAACAGCAGAAGCCACUAAAGACCAGGUUCCAUAUCAGAGUUUUAUUCUUUGUGAGACUCUGACAGGAGAAAAGGAAUCUGAGUAUCAGCCAUUAAUUAUGCCUGAUUCCAAAGUAGCAGAUACUGUUAUCUUGGAAGAAGAGGGACUUACUGUAAAUCAGGUAACUACUGGAGAUGUGGAGACAACAUUUUCUUCACCAGAGAAGCCAGAAGGAAAGAAAGCAUUUCCAUCUGUAAUAGGGCAAGAAAUUGCUGAGAAAACAGCGGUUUGGAUUGAAAGUAGUGUGGGUAAGUUACCAUACGAAGAGCCCCAGUGUGUACAAGCUUUAGCGGAACAAUUGCCACAUCAUAGUUUGAUUCAGUCAGAAAUGGCUCCUGUGGAAUGUGAAGGUGUAUACUCAGUGGGCGUACAGCCAGAUAGUAAGAGUGCAGAGGUUGUAAUUGAUGAAGCAAAAAUGUUAGCCAUUACGGAAGUCAUCACACAAGACAAGGAAGGGCAUUAUGAAGCUCCCAUCAAACCAGAUGGCAAGUUUGCAAAACCUGGUGUAUUGGGACAGGAAGUAGCUCAGAAGAUAGAGGUAGUGACAGAAUCAAGAACUGGUGAAAUACUUUUAGAGACUCCAGUCAAAGUACAAGCCACAUCUGAACAAUUGACAUUUGAGAGUCUACAGCAGGCAGAAGCAACUGUGCAAGAACGAGAAGGAGAAUUUAAAGAGAAACUGAAAUACGAUAUGCUACAUGCAAAUCUGGAAUUUGAACAGGGUAAGAGUUUGACCAUUACUGAAAUAUUGGCACAAGAUAGAGAAGAAAUAAUUGCAACUGUGGAAAAGCCAAAGGAAAGAAAGGCAAAGACAGAUAUCAGUGGCAAAGAAGUGGCAGAAAAGACUGAAAUUGUACCUGAAUUUGGAAUGGGGAAACUAGAGGAAGAAAAAACUUCACCGGCUCAAGCAAAGAAGGCUCAUUUGCCCUUCGAAAGUGUUAUUAAAAUGGAAGUAAGCAUAAGAGAGUGUGAGGAACCCUUGAAGGGUGAUAUUAAGCCCAUAGCCAAACUUGCUGAAAUUGUAUUUGAAGAAGGUCAGCCACUACAAGUUACUUCAAUGGUGACAGGAGACAGAGAAAGUGAAUAUGUAACUCCUGAAAAGCCAAGUGGCAAAGUGGCUCAUUCAGAAGUUCUCACUCAUGAAGUUGCAGAGAAAUCUGAAAUAGUUCCAGGUUUGAAUAUCAGGGAACUGGUUCAGGAGGAACCUCUCAAAGUAAAAGCAAACACUGAACAGGCACCAUUUGAAAGUGUAAUGCAGAUACAAGCUCUUAUUCAAGAAAGUGAAGGGACAUUUGAAAAGGGUGAACUUCCUGCUUUUAGAAAGGCAGGAUUAAAUUUUGAAGCAGAACAAUCUCUCACUAUUUCAGAGGUCACACUUGGCGAUAAGGAACUUCUUUAUACUGCACCUCAAUUACCCAAAGAAAGACAAGCACAGCCAGACAUAACCGAAAGCCAGGAGGUGGCAGAACAAAGUCAGGUGCUCACAGAAAUAGCGGUUGGUCAAAUUGAAGCAAUAGUCCCAGUGUCAGAAACAGCUAAACUGGGACAUGACGUUCUUCAAAGUGUUAUGGUCUAUGAGAGUCAAACUCAUGAAAAUGAAUCUGAGUUUGUCAAAAAACAAUUACCAGUGACAAAAAAGGCUGAUGUCUUCAUAGAAAAGGGAAGGAAGGCACAAACUGUUACAGAAGUAAUUGCAGAUCUCAAGGAGGGAACUGUGAAAGAACUAGAGAUACCAACAGGAAAGAAAGCACGCCCUGAUAUUCUUGGCCAUGAGAUAGCAGAAAAGGCUGAAGUUGUAACACAUCUUUCUGUUGGUGAUGUCAUGGAACACAAAGUUCAUAGGACUUUUGCAUCAUUGGAACAAGUUCCAUUUGAGGGCAUUGUUCAAUCUGAAGCUGUAGUCCGUGAGAAAGAAAAUACCUUUAUCUCUGAUUUAAAAAUGGUCACUGCAAGUGCAGAGACAAUGUUUGAGGAAGGUAAAAGUGUCACUAUCUGCCAAGUUAUACCAGAAGACAAGGAGGAUGAUUUUGUGGCAGCACAAAAGCCCAAAACUCGAAUAGCUCAACCAGAAAUAGAGGCCCAUGAAAUAGCUGAAAAAUCUGAGGUUAUACCAGAAACAGGAGUUUCAGAACUUUCAUUUCAGGUCCCAAAACAUGCACAAGCUAAACCAGAGUCAUUAUUAUUUGAAGGCCUGGUUCAGUCAGAAGUUGCUGUCCGAGAAAGUGAGAUAGAUUUUGAUGGCAAAUUAAAAUUAGAUAAGAGGACUGUAGAUGUUUCAUUUGAGGAAGGCAGUAGUGUCACAAUAAUGGAGGUUAUUCCAGAUGACAAAGAAGCCCAGUAUUUGUCUCCUAUGGCACCUGAAUCUAAAGUAGCUCUACCACACAUAUCUGGGCAUCAGAUAGCAGAGAAAUCAGAGGUAUUACCAGAACUUAGCCUUGGACCUGUUGAUGUGAGACCUACACAGAAAAUACAGGCUGAUGUUCAACAGAUUCCAUUUGAAGGUAUUGUUCAGUCUGAAGCAAUUAUCCGUGAGAAGGAAGACGUCUUUAAAUCAAGUGUGAAGAAAGUGUCGGCCACUGCAGAGAGGAAAUUUGAGGAGGGCAGAAGUGUUACUGUAAGCCAAAUCGUAGCAGAAGACAAGGAAGGCGACUAUGUAAUUACUGAGAAACCCAAAGCCCAAAUGGCUGAACCAGAUGUCCAAGUGCAGCAAGUUGCAGAGAAAACUGAGGUAAUUACAGAAGUAGCAGCAUCUGACCUCUCGGUUGAAAAACCUAAGAAGGCACAAGCUAAAUCUGAAUCCUUCUUGUUUGAAAGCUUAGUUCAGUCAGAAAUUACUGUUCGUGAAAGUGAAAUUGAAUUUACUAGUCAAUUUAAAGAAGAUAAGAAGAAAGUGGAUGUAUCAUUUGAAGAAGGUAGAGGUGUGACAAUAACAGAAGUAGUUCCAGAUGACAGAGAAUCUCAGUACAUCUCUCCUACAGCACCAGAGAGUAAAGUAGCCUUACCAAACAUAUCUGGACAUGAGAUAGCAGAGAAAUCGGAGGUAUUAGCAGAACUUAGCCUUGGACCUGUUGAUGUGAAACCUACACAGAAAAUACAGGCUGAUGUUCAGCAGAUUCCAUUUGAAAGUAUUGUACAGUCUGAAGCAAUUAUCCGUGAGAAGGAAGACGUCUUUAAGUCAAGUGUAAAGAAAGUGUCUGCCACUGCAGAGAGGAAAUUUGAGGAAGGCAGGAGUGUUACUGUAAGUGAAAUCAUAGCAGAAGACAAGGAAGGUGACUAUGUUAUCACUGAGAAACCCAAAGCCCAAAUGGCUGAACCAGACAUCCAAGUACAGCAAGUCGCUGAAAAAACUGAAGUGAUUACAGAAGUGGCAGCGUCUGAGCUCUCAGUUGAGAAACCUAAGAAGGCACAAGCUAAAUCUGAAUCCUUCUUGUUUGAAAGCUUAGUUCAGUCAGAAAUUACUGUUCGUGAAAAUGAAAUUGAAUUUACUAGUCAAUUUAAAGAAGAUAAGAAGAAAGUGGAUGUAUCAUUUGAAGAAGGUAGAGGUGUGACAAUAACAGAAGUAGUUCCAGAUGACAGAGAAUCUCAGUACAUCUCUCCUACAGCACCAGAGAGUAAAGUAGCCUUACCAAACAUAUCUGGACAUGAGAUAGCAGAGAAAUCGGAGGUAUUAGCAGAACUUAGCCUUGGACCUGUUGAUGUGAAACCUACACAGAAAAUACAGGCUGAUGUUCAGCAGAUUCCAUUUGAAAGUAUUGUACAGUCUGAAGCAAUUAUCCGUGAGAAGGAAGACGUCUUUAAGUCAAGUGUAAAGAAAGUGUCUGCCACUGCAGAGAGGAAAUUUGAGGAAGGCAGGAGUGUUACUGUAAGUGAAAUCAUAGCAGAAGACAAGGAAAGUGACUAUGUAAUUACUGAAAAACCCAAAGCCCAAAUGGCUGAACCAGAUGUCCAAGUACAACAAGUUGCAGAAAAAACUGAAGUCAUUACAGAAAUAGCAACUUCUGACCUUUCUGUCGAAAAACCUAUGAAGGCUCAAGUUAAAUCCAAAUCCAUCUUGUUUGAAAGCUUAGUUCAGUCGGAAGUUACUGUUCGUGAAAGUGAAAUUGAAUUUAGUAGCCAAUUUAAAGAAGACAGGAAGAAUGUGGAUGUGUCAUUUGAAGAAGGCAGAGGUGUGACAAUAACAGAAGUAGUUCCAGAUGACAGAGAAUCUCAGUACAUCUCUCCUACAGCACCAGAGAGUAAAGUAGCCCUACCAAACAUAUCUGGACAUGAGAUAGCAGAGAAAUCAGAAGUAUUAACAGAACUUAGCCUUGGUCCUGUUGAUGUGAGCCCUGCACAGAAAAUACAGGCUAAUGUUCAACAAAUUCCAUUUGAAGGUAUUGUUCAGUCUGAAGCAAUUAUCCGGGAGAAGGAAGAAAUCUUUAAGUCAGGCAUGAAGAAAGUGUCUGCCACUGCAGAGAGAAAAUUUGAAGAAGGCAGAUGUGUUACUGUAAGUGAAAUCAUAGCAGAAGACAAGGAAGGCGACUAUGUAAUUACUGAAAAACCCAAAGCCCAAAUGGCCGAACCAGACGUCCAAGUGCAGCAAGUUGCAGAGAAAACUGAGGUAAUUACAGAAGUAGCAGCAUCUGACCUCUCGGUUGAAAAACCUAAGAAGGCACAAGCUAAAUCUGAGUCCUUCUUGUUUGAAAGCUUAGUUCAGUCAGAAAUUACUGUUCGUGAAAGUGAAAUUGAAUUUACUAGUCAAUUUAAAGAAGAUAAGAAGAAUGUGGAUGUAUCAUUUGAAGAAGGUAGAGGUGUGACAAUAACAGAAGUAGUUCCAGAUGACAGAGAAUCUCAGUACAUCUCUCCUACAGCGCCAGAGAGUAAAGUAGCCCUACCAAACAUAUCUGGACAUGAGAUAGCAGAGAAAUCAGAGGUGUUAACAGAACUUAGCCUUGGACCUGUUGAUGUGAAACCUACACAGAAAAUACAGGCUGAUGUUCAGCAGAUUCCUUUUGAAGGUAUUGUUCAGUCUGUAGCAAUUAUCCGUGAGAAGGAAGACGUCUUUAAGUCAAGUAUAAAGAAAGUGUCUGCCACUGCAGAGAGGAAAUUUGAGGAAGGCAGGAGUGUUACUGUAAGUGAAAUCAUAGCAGAAGACAAGGAAAGUGACUAUGUAGUCAUGGAAAAACCUAAACCCCAGGUAGCUGAAGCUGAAGUUGGAGUGCAACAAGUCGCUGAGAAAUCUGAAGUAUUUACGGAAGUGGCAGCAUCUGAUCUCUCAGUUGAAAAACCAAAGCAUGUACAAGCUACAGCUGAACAAUUGUUGUUUGAAAGCUUAGUUCAGUCAGAAAUUACCAUCCGUGAAAGUGAAUCUGAUUUUGUGAGUCAGCUCAGAGAAGACAAGAAGAGAGUCAAAGUAUUGUUUGAAGAAGGGCAAGGUGUGGCAAUAACAGAAGUAGUGCCAGAUGACAAGGAGUCUCAGUAUAUCACUCCUGGGGCACCAGAGACUAAAGUUGCUCUGCCAAAUGUGUCUGGGCAGGAGGUUGCACAGAAAUCACAGGUGUUUCCUGAGAUGUCUCUUGGUGAAGUAAAAGUGAAGGCCCCCCAAGAACUUCAAAUCACCAUUGAUCAAGUUCCCUUUGAAAGCAUAAUACAGUCAGAAGCUUUAGUGAGUGAAAGAGAGGAGCAUUUCCAGUAUGAUUCUAAAAUGAUAUCAGCAAGUGCAAAGAGUGUGUUUAUUGAAGGUAAGAGCAUAACUGUGUCUCAGGUAGUUCCUGAGGAUAAGGAAAUUGUGUGUGUUGUAGAAGACAGACCUAAGGAACAGAAGGCUGUAGUAGAUAUUCGUGGACAAGAAAUAGCUGAGAAGUCUGAAGUUGUAGCUGGUACAGGAAUACGUGAGUUUUCUGUGGGUUUGCCUAAACUUGUACAAGCUCAGCCAGAAGCUAUUCUUCAUGAAGGACUAGUACAAACAGAGGCUGCUGUUCAAGAAAAUGAACAGACAUUUGAGGGGAAAUUUGUACCUGAUUCUAGAAGUGCAGGUAUGACAUUUGAAGAAGAAAGAGGUGUUACUAUUACUGAAGUCAUUCCUGAACAUAAGGAAGAAAUAUAUACUGCACCCGAUUUUCCUGAAACCAAACUUGCCCUGCCAGAUGUAACGCCAACAGAAGUAGCACAGAAGCUUGAGAUUUGUGCAGAUAUUUCUCUAGGAGGAAUUGAUGUCAGACCAGUGCAGAAACUUCAGGUGAGCCCAAGGCAACUUCCUUUUGAAAGUUUGAUGCAAUCAGAACCAAUUAUUCGUGAAAAGGAAGGAGAAUUUGCAUCUGGUGUAACUGCUGUUACAGUAACUGCAGAGAGGAGUUUUGAAGAAGAGAGAAGUUUAACAAUUAGUCAAAUUAUCACAAGUGAUAGAGAAGUGGAUUAUACGGUAGAACAGCAGCCAAAGCAACUUAUAGCUGAGGCAUCUGUGUGUGGUACUGAAGUGGCACAGAAAUCUGAAGUCAUGACACAUGUUAGCGUAAAUGAAUUUGAUGUAACUAUCCCAAAAACUGCACAGGCUCAACCACAUUCUGUACCUUUUGAAGGAAUUUUACAAACAGAGGCUAUAGUACGAGAAAAGGAACAAGACUUUGUAGGAUUAGAACACCUGAAGGAAAGCAGCAGGUGUGCAGACAUUGCAUUUGAAGAAGGAAGUGGAAUUACCAUUACAGAAAUUUUUGAGCAACAUAAAGAAGGCCAAUAUGUAACACCUACUCUUCCAGAUUUCAAGUCAAUAAAGCCAAAUAUUGAUACAAAAGAGGUAGCUGAAAAAUCUGAAGUUUUCACUGAAACAUGUGUUGGGGAAGUUGAAGUGAAACCAGUCAAGAAACUAAAAAUUAGUUUUGACCAAACACCAUUUGAAAGCAUUAUUCAGUCACAGGCAAUUGUUAGUGAAAAAGAAGGAGAAUUCCAUGCUGAUGUGAAAAAAGUAAUGGUAAGUGCAGAAAAAGGCUUCGAAGAGGGCAGAAGUGUUACUAUCACAGAAGUUGUUACUGAAGAUAAGGAAGCCGACUAUGUAGCUACAAAACUGCCAAAACCUCAAACUGCACAAACAGAAAUUCGUGGACAGGAGAUUGCUGAGAAAUCUGAAAUUGUCACUCAGUUUGGUACAGCUGAGUUGCAUACAGAUGUACCAACCACUGCACAGGCCUUCCCAGAAUCAUUUCCUCUUCAGAGUCUUAUCCAGACUGAAGCAGUUGUUCAGGACAGAGAAAGUGACUUUGUGGAUCAAUCUAGACCAGAUUCCAAGAGUGCAGCUAUAGUAUUUGAGGAAGGACAGGUUGCAUCAGUAACACAGGUGGUUCCGGAAGAUAAAGAAAGCGAAUAUUUUGCUCCAGAGGUAAUUGAAACAAAAACUGCACAACCCAACAUCUCAGGUAAAGAAGUGGCUCAGAAGUCUGAAGUAUUGACAGAAUUAUGUCUGGGAGAAGUUGAAAUUAAAUCUGCACAGCAAGUACAGAGUAAAGUGGAACAAAUUACAUUUGAAAGUAUCAUGCAGUCAGAAGCAUUAGUUCAAGAAAAGGAACAAGAACAGGACUUGCGUCUAGAUAUAAGAUCAUCUCUGAAGAGAGCUGAGACAAGCUUCACUGAAGGAAAGAGCAUUACUGUCACACAAAUAAUUCUGGAAGAUAAGGAAGAAGACUAUUCAAUUGGAAAAAAGCCAGAAGAGCAUGCUGUUGUACCUGAAAUUGAAAGUAGAGAAAUUGCAGAGAAAUCUGUAACUCUUAGUGAAAUGAGUGUUGGAGAACUCUCCAUAGAAAAACCCAAAUUGCUUAAGCUUCAGCCAGAUUCCAUACCUUGUGAAGGACUGUUACAAACAGAAGCUAUUGUACAGGAAAAAGAAAGAGACUUUAUUGGACACCUGAAACUAGACUCAAGGAAUGCAGAUGUUGCCUUUGAGGAAGGAAGAGGAAUUUCAGUAACAGAAGUUGUUUCAGAAGAUAAGGAAAGCCAAUACAUUGUUCCUGAAGCACCACUGAGUAAAGCAACACUUUCUGAUAUAUCAAGAAAAGAAGUUUUACAUACAUCAGAAGUAAUUCCUGACACUUGUCUUGCAGAUUUCAAAGCACAUCCUGCUCAGGAAAUGCAUGUUACAGUGGAACAAAUUCCAUAUGAAAGUUUGAUACAGACACAAACUGAAAUUCAGGAAAGUGAAGUAGAAUUUAGAAGAUCUACUCAAAUAACAGAAAAAAACGCUAAACCAAAGUUUGAAGAAAGAAGAAGUCUAAGUGUCCUUCAAGUGACAACACAACAGAAGGAAGGAAACAUUGAGGUUUCUGAGUUUCCAAAAUUUCAACACGCACUGCCUGAUUUGAUAAGCCAAGAAUCUGUUCAGUUAAGUGAAGUAAUUCCUGGAGUUUCUGUGGGAGAUGUUAAGCAGGAAGCUGACGUGAAAGAAAAGGCCAAAUACAGUCAGGAUCUCACUGAAGGUGUUAUUAUAUCUGAAGAACUUAUACAAGAAAAGGAACAUACUUUUGACAAGGUUUUCCAGCCUGAAACAAAAAGUGCAGAUAUUGAAUUUGAGGAACAGAGAGCUACAGCUGUAUCAGUUGUCAUAGCAGAAGAUAAAGAAGGUUUCUUUGUCUCUUCAGAAGCUCCAAAAACAGGUGUCGCCAGGCCAAAGAUACCAGUUAAAGAAGUAGCAGAGAAAGUAGAAAUUGUCACAGAACAGGACAUUGCUGAUCUAAUUAGUGAGAAACCCAUGGAAAUGCAUGCUAAGCCACAGCAGCAACCAAUAGAAACUAUAUUACAAACAGAAGUACUUGUUAGGGAAAGGGAAGGAAUGUUUUAUGGUGACUCCAAACCAGAUACUCAAAAUGUUGAAGUCACAUAUGAUGAUGGGAAGAAGGGUAUCAUGGUCACCCAAGUUAUUCCUGAAGAUAAAGAGGGUAUUUAUCAAGAAAAAGAUGUUCCAAAGAAGCAAACUGCUGUGCCGCAAGUACCAGAAAAAGAAGUUAUUCAACAGUUGGAAGUCAUUCCUGGCCACACAACAGAAGAAGCUUCCCUUCACAUAAUACCCACAAAAAGUAAAGCAACAACCGAACAGUUACCAUAUGAAAGUAUCAUUCAAAGUGAGACAUCCUUGCAAGAAAUGGAGGGGAUUUUCAAGCCCACACUUAAGCCAGAUAUAUCAAGUGCAGAGCUGAAAUUCCAAGAGGGGCAAAGCGUCAUGGUUACAGAAGUGAUAGUGCAAGAUAAAGAAGGUACAAAGGUUGUCACAAAAACUGUGAAAGAAGAGAUUGCUCACAAAGAUAUUGUAGAACAAGAGGCAGCUUUCAUGUCUGAAGUGCAUCCAGAGAAUGGAAUAGGUAGACUAGAUGUAGAUAUUCCCACCCCAAUUGUGGCAAAAGAGUCUGCUCCCCAGGCACAACACAGCAUAAUGGUCACCGAACUACAGAGCACUGGUGAGGUUGAAGCUAAGCUGCCAGACCUCAUCAAACCAUCACCAAAGAGAGUCAGCAUCUCCUUUGAAGAGGGAACCAAUGUCAUUGUAACAGAAGUGCAGCCAGAAGACAGAGAGGAGAGCCUGGACGACAAUACAUCAGCCUCUCAGACACGUCACAUCACUGCCACACAAGUGACCGACCAUAUGCCUGAGGUAAAAGUAAUUGAAACUACAACUGAGUUCCUUCAAGGUGAGUACACUAUAAAGAGUGCGGACAGAGAAUCUGCUGAUGAAGACACCGGGGAUGUAGACACAGUCCACAAACUUGAGACACCAGUUAUAGAGCUGAAAAGCUUACCAGACCAUGACAAGGAACAGGGCACUACUGAUGAAAUUGAAGUUAAGGAAAAGAUGGUGAAACCCAUGAUUAGAAAGAAGACGACGUUCCCAAUUGAGGACAGUAAACCUGCAACGGAAGACGACACAAGGGAAGAAACUGUGCCAAUAUUGGAAGAACUUGAGGAGGAAAAGGCAGAUAAGCAUCCUGAGGAUGACAGGGAGGUUGAGAAGGUUGUUGAAGGAGCGAUGGAAGACACAAGAAAAGAGAAGAAAAUGAAACGUAUUAUCAAGAGGAAGAAGAUUACUCUGGUAGAAGGGGAGAAACCGUUAGGAGAGGAUGUAAAAGAGGAAACUGCACCACUACAUGAGAAGCCAGAAGAAGAGAAAGAAAAUGAAAUCUUGGAGAGUACCAUGAUGGUUGAGAAAGCUGAGGACAGAGAGAUGGAAGAAGCAACUGAUGAGAAGAAAGUGAAACGUAUAGUGAGAAGAAAGAAGGCUACACCAAAUGAAGAGGAGAAACCAUCAACAGAAGGUGCAGAGGAGGAAACUGUGACAUUGUUUCAAAAGCCUAAAGAGGAGGAGAAGCCAGAGAUUGGUGAGGGGGAGAAGGAAGGAAUUACUGAAGACAUCAAACUGAAACACAUUAUCAGGAAGAAAAAAACUAAGCCAGCUAAAGAGAAGAAACUUUCUGAGGAACCUGUAGCACCAUGUGAUAAACCAGAAGAUGAGGAGCUAUAUGAAACUCCUGAAGGGGUCAUAACAGUUGAAAAAGGUGAGGAGGAAGAGACAGAAGAAACAUCGAAAGAGAAGAAAGUGAAACGCAUACUCAGAAGGAAAAAGAUUACACCAACUGAAGAGGAGAAACCUUCAGUGGAAGGUACAAAGCAGGAAACUGCAUCACUGACAGAAAAGCCCAAAGAGGAGUCAGAAAUUUCUGAAGGGGAGGAGGAAGAAUUGACUGACCAGACAAAAAAGAAACGCAUUAUCAGGAAGAAAAAGACUAUGGUGCUUGAGAAGGAGAAACCUUCAGAUGAGAGUAAACAAGAAGAACCAUUGCCAGUACUGGAGAAGCCAGAGGAGCAAAAGGCAGAGGAAAUUCCUGAAACAGUCAAGGAGGCUGAAGAUGUGGAACAAGUGGAAGCAACAAAAGAAAAGAAGGUUAAGCGCAUAGUCAGGAAAAAGAAGGUGGUACCAGAAGAGGCAGAAAAACCUGUCGAGGAAGAAAUGAUUGAAGAUACCUUGCCAUUACCAGAGAAACCUGCUGAAGGAAAGGCAGAUACAGAAGAGCAAACUGACAGUGUGCCAGUAGCUAAAGAUGAGGUUCCUGCUGAAACUGUUGAUGAAACUGAACACAAAAAAGUGAAACGAAUAGUGAAAAAGAAAAAGAAAACUGUUCCAGAAGAAGAAAAGCCAAGUGGUGUGCAAGAAGAAGAAACUAUUAUGCCAUCCUUGGAAAAAUCUGAGGAAGAACUGCCCGAAGAAAAGCCUGAUGUUGAAGAGGAUACUACAACAGUACCUGAGGACUCAAAGGGAAGGAGGGUAAAGCGAAUUGUGUCCAAAACAAAGAAAGGCAUUCUGAAGGAAGAGGAGAAACCAACAGAAGGCAAGGUAGAAGAGGAUGUAGCUCCUAGAAAACCAACAGAUGACAAACCUGUCAAGAAGAAGAAAGUCACUGGACUACAAAUGAUGAAAAUUGAGAAGAAAGAAAUUAAAGCUACUCAGCUGAAGGUGAUUGAUGUCAAAGAAGACAUUCCCCUAUUUGCACAGAUAAAAUUAAAGAAAGUGACACCUGUCAAGAAACGAGAAAUAAAGGGUGUGACAAUUCCCAAAGUCUUGCUUAAGAGUAACAUUAAAUUUAUCGAUUAUCCACCAGCUGAACAGAAGCCAGUCAUAACAAUUCUUGAGGUGCACUUUGACAAGGGUAUUCUGUCACGGAACUAUCAGGAAGCACUGAAAGUCCAGAAGAGAAAAGUAAAAAAGGUACGAAUCAAGGAUAAGGAAGCAACUGAGUUGGAGGAACCUGAGAAGUUCCCUGCAGAUGACACAGAAAAACCGGAACCUACAGAGAAAGUUGAUCAGCCGACAUGGCAGAGCUUGCCAAAGAAACCGACACCUGAACAACAAGAAACAAAGAAGCUUGAUAUUGGGAAAGGAAAAGUCCCAGAGCAGGAAACUCCUGUCCCAGAGGACAUCAAGUUGAAAAAGAUUCCUGAAAAACCAACACCUGGUGAAGAGGAGCAGAAGAUCAAGCCAUCGAAAAAAGAUGGGGAUGAACAAAAGAUAAAGAAGCCUAAGGAAUCUGAGAAAGAACCAUUGGCUCCUUUUGAGGGGAAGGACAUAGAAAAGCAUGAUACAGACUUAGAGCAAUAUGAGAGGAAGAGCCCAGAGAAAUCAGAUGAUGAGACUUCCAAACCUGAGGUGAAAAAGAGACCUAAGGCAAAGAAACCAAAACCAGAGCCAGAGACCAUUCAGAUUCCACUGGAGAAAGGAAUUCCUAAGAAACCGCAGCCAGAAGAUGACAAGGAGAUCAAGCUAAGGAAGAAAAUGGGUGAACCCACCCCAGAUGAACCCGAGGUGAUUACUCUCAAACCAUUCAGAAAAGAGAAACCAGAAGAUAAAUCAGAGCAGCCAGAGAAAGAGGAAGGGAAGCCCAAAGGAGUAGACAGACUCACAGAGGAGGAAGAGGUAGAGAAGGACCAACUGCCAGAGGGAAAAAGGAAGAAGAAAAUAGUGAAGAAGGUUCGGAAACCAGAGGCACCACAGGAAGAAGCAGAGAAGUCUGUAUCAGAUGUUCCUGAGGCUGAGACACAGGAAAUAGUUUCCCCCAAAGAAGACCAGCCUAGUGCAGUGACAGUUCCUGAAUCAGUGAGUGAGCCUUUAACAGCAGUAGACGAACAACCAAAGGUUUCUGAGGAAGAGAAGCCCGACAAAGUGGUGGCAGAUGAAGUGCCAGAACAAGAAGUAGAAAAGGACCAACUGCCAGAGGGAAAAAGGAAGAAGAAAAUAUUGAAAAAGGUUCGGAAACCGGAGGCACCACAGGAACAAGCGGAGAAGCCUUCACCAGAUGUUCCUGAGGCUGAGACACAGGAAAUAGUUUCCCCCAAAGAAGACCAGCCUAGUGCAGUGACAGUUCCUGAAUCAGUGAGUGAACCUUUAACUGCAGUAGAUGAGCAACCAAAGGUUUCUGAGGAAGAGAAGCCUGACAAAGUGGCUGCGGAUGACGUGCCAGAACAAAAGGUUGUCAGAAAGAAAGUGAAGGUACAGAAGGUGAAGACAGAGAAAGAAGUGAAACCAGAAGAAGAGGUUCAAGAAGAAAAGAAAGAAGAGGUGGAAAAGCUGGAGGUUGUGGUGAAAGAGGUACCUGAGGAUGAGAAGGAACAUGGUACUACUGAAGAAAUGGAAGUUAAAGAGAAAAAGGUGAAACACAUAAUCAGAAAGAAGAAGACAACUCCAAGUGAAGAAGAGAAACCUUCAGAUGAGAGUAAAGGAGAAGAAUCAUUACCAGUACUGGAGAAGCCAGAGGAGCAAAAGGCAGAGGAAAUUCCAGAAACAGUCAAGGAGGCUGAAGAUGUGGAACAAGUUGAAGCAACAAAAGAAAAGAAGGUUAAGCGCAUAGUCAGGAAAAAGAAGGUUGUACCAGAAGAGGCAGAAAAACCUGUGGAGGAAGAAAUGAUUGAAGAUACCUUGCCAUUACCAGAGAAACCCGCUGAAGGAAAGGCAGAUACAGAAGAGAAAACUGACAGUGUGCCGGUAGCUAAAGAUGAGGUUCCUGAAACUGUUGGUGAAACUGAACACAAAAAAGUGAAACGAAUAGUGAAAAAGAAAAAGAAAACUGUUCCAGAAGAAGAUGAAAAGCCAGUUGGUGUGGAGAAAGAGGAAACUAUUAUGCCAUCCUUGGAAAAAUCUGAGGAAGAACUGCCCGAAGAAAAGCCUGAUGUUGAAGAGGAUACUACAACAGUAUCUGAGGACUCUAAGGGAAGGAGGGUAAAGCGAAUUGUGUCCAAAACAAAGAAAGGCAUUCCGAAGGAAGAGGAGAAACCAACAGAAGGCAAGGUAGAAGAGGAUGUAGCUCCUAGAAAACCAACAGAUGACAAACCUGUCAAGAAGAAGAAAUUCACUGGACUACAAAUGAUGAAAAUUGAGAAGAAAGAAAUUAAAGCUACUCAGCUGAAGGUGAUUGAUGUCAAAGAAGACAUUCCCCUAUUUGCACAGAUAAAAUUAAAGAAAGUGACACCUGUCAAGAAACGAGAAAUAAAGGGUGUGACAAUUCCCAAAGUCUUGCUUAAGAGUAACAUUAAGUUCAUUGAUUAUCCACCAGCUGAACAGAAGCCAGUCAUAACAAUUCUUGAGGUGCACUUUGACAAGGGUAUUCUGUCACGGAACUAUCAGGAAGCACUGAAAGUCCAGAAGAGAAAAGUAAAAAAGGUACGAAUCAAGGAUAAGGAAGCAACUGAGUUGGAGGAACCUGAGAAGUUCCCUGCAGAUGACACAGAAAAACCAGAACCUACAGAGAAAGUUGAUCAGCCAGCAUGGCAGAGCUUGCCAAAGAAACCUGCACCUGAGCAACAAGAAACACAGAAGCUUGAUAUUGGGAAAGGAAAAGUUCCAGAGCAGGAAACUCCUGUCCCAGAGGACAUCAAGUUGAAAAAGGUUCCUGAAAAACCAACACCUGGUGAAGAGGAGCAGAAGAUCAAGCCAUCGAAAAAAGAUGGGGAUGAACCACAGAUGAAGAAGCCUAAGGAAUCUGAGAAAGAACCAUUGGCUCCUUUUGAGGGGAAGGACAUAGAAAAGCAUGAUACAGACUUAGAGAAAUAUGAGAGGGAGAGCCCAGAGAAAUCAGAUGAAGAGACUUCCAAACCUGAGGUGAAAAAGAGACCUAAGGCAAAGAAACCAAAACCAGAGCCAGAGACCAUUCAGAUUCCACUGGAGAAGGGAAUUCCUAAGAAACCGCAGCCAGAAGAUGACAAGGAGAUCAAGCUAAGGAAGAAAAUGGGUGAACCCACCCCAGAUGAACCCGAGGUGAUUACUCUCAAACCUUUCAGAAAAGAGAAACCAGAAGAUAAAUCAGAGCAGCCAGAGAAAGAGGAAGGGAAGCCCAAAGGAGUAGACAGACUCACAGAGGAGGAAGAGGUAGAGAAGGACCAACUGCCAGAGGGAAAAAGGAAGAAGAAAAUAGUGAAGAAGGUUCGGAAACCAGAGGCACCACAGGCAGAAGCAGAGAAGCCUGUAUCAGAUGUUCCUGAGGCUGAGAUACAGGAAAUAGUUUCCCCCAAAGAAGACCAGCCUAGUGCAGUGACAGUUCCUGAAUCAGUGAGUGAGCCUUUAACAGCAGUAGACGAACAACCAAAGGUUUCUGAAGAAGAGAAGCCUGACAAAGUGGCUGCAGAUGACGUGCCAGAACAAAAGGUUGUCAGAAAGAAAGUGAAGGUACAGAAGGUGAAGCCAGAGAAAGAAGUGAAACCAGAAGAAGAGGUUCAAGAAGAAAAGAAAGAAGAGGUGGAAAAGCUGGAGGUUGUGGUGAAAGAGGUACCUGAGGAUGAGAAGGAACAUGUUACUACUGAAGAAAUGGAAGUUAAAGAGAAAAAGGUGAAACACAUAAUCAGAAAGAAGAAGACAACUCCAAGUGAAGAAGAGAAACCUUCAGAUGAGAGUAAAGGAGAAGAAUCAUUACCAGUACUGGAGAAGCCAGAGGAGCAAAAGGCAGAGGAAAUUCCAGAAACAGUCAAGGAGGCUGAAGAUGUGGAUCAAGUUGAAGCAACAAAAGAAAAGAAGGUUAAGCGCAUAGUCAGGAAAAAGAAGGUUGUACCAGAAGAGGCAGAAAAACCUGUAGAGGAAGAAAUGAUUGAAGAUACCUUGCCAUUACCAGAGAAACCUGCUGAAGGAAAGGCAGAUACAGAAGAGAAAACUGACAGUGUGCCAGUAGCUAAAGAUGAGGUUCCUGCUGAAACUGUUGAUGAAACUGAACACAAAAAAGUGAAACGAAUAGUGAAAAAGAAAAAGAAAACUGUUCCAGAAGAAGAUGUAAAGCCAAUUGAUGUGGAGGAAGAGGAAACUAUUAUGCCAUCCUUGGAAAAAUCUGAAGAAGAAGUGCCUGAAGAAAAGCCUGAUGUUGAAGAGGAUACUACAACAGUACCUGCGGACUCUAAGGGAAGGAGGGUAAAGAGAAUUGUGUCCAAAUCAAAGAAAGGCAUUCCGAAGGAAGAGGAGAAACCAACAGAAGACAAGGCAGAAGAGGACAGAGCUCCUAGAAAACCAACAGAAGACAAACCUGUCAAGAAGAAGAAAGUCACUGGACUACAAAUGAUGAAAAUUGAGAGGAAAGAAAUUAAAGCUACUCAGCUGAAGGUGAUUGAUGUCAAAGAAGACAUUCCCCUAUUUGCACAGAUAAAAUUAAAGAAAGUGACACCUGUCAAGAAACGAGAAAUAAAGGGUGUGACAAUUCCCAAAGUCUUGCUUAAGAGUAACAUUAAAUUUAUCGAUUAUCCACCAGCUGAACAGAAGCCAGUCAUAACAAUUCUUGAGGUGUACUUUGACAAAGGUAUUCUGUCACGGAACUACCAGGAAGCUCUGAAAGUGCAAAAGAGGAAAGUAAAAAAGGUACGAAUCAAGGAUAAGGAAGCAACUGAGUUGGAGGAACCUGAGAAGUUCCCUGCAGAUGACACAGAAAAACCAGAACCUACAGAGAAAGUUGAUCAGCCGACAUGGCAGAGCUUGCCAAAGAAACCUGCAUCUGAGCAACAAGAAACACAGAAGCUUGAUAUUGGGAAAGGAAAAGUUCCAGAGCAGCAAGCUCCUGUCCCAGAGGACAUCAAGUUGAAAAAGAUUCCUGAAAAACCAACACCUGGUGAAGAGGAGCAGAAGAUCAAGCCAUCGAAAAAAGAUGGGGAUGAACAAAAGAUAAAGAAGCCUAAGGAAUCUGAGAAAGAACCAUUGGCGCCUUUUGAGGGGAAGGACAUAGAAAAGCAUGAUACAGACUUAGAGCAAUAUGAGAGGGAGAGCCCAGAGAAAUCAGAUGAAGGGGCUUCCAAACCUGAGGUGAAAAAGAGACCUAAGGCAAAGAAACCAAAACCAGAGCCAGAGACCAUUCAGAUUCCACUGGAGAAGGGAAUUCCUAAGAAACCGCAGCCAGAAGAUGACAAGGAGAUCAAGCUAAGGAAGAAAAUGGGCGAACCCACCCCAGAUGAACCCGAGGGGAUUACUCUCAAACCAUUCAGAAAAGAGAAACCAGAAGAUAAAUCAGAGCAGCCAGAGAAAGAGGAAGGGAAAUCCAAAGGAGUAGACAGACCCACAGAGGAGGAAGAGGUAGAGAAGGACCAACUGCCAGAGGGAAAAAGGAAGAAGAAAAUAGUGAAGAAGGUUCGGAAACCAGAGGCACCACAGGAAGAAGCAGAGAAGUCUGUAUCAGAUGUUCCUGAGGCUGAGACACAGGAAAUAGUUUCCUCCAAAGAAGACCAGCCUAGUGCAGUGACAGUUCCUGAAUCAGUGAGUGAGCCUUUAACAGCAGUAGACGAACAACCAAAGGUUUCUGAGGAAGAGAAGCCCGACAAAGUGGUUGCAGAUGAAGUGCCAGAACAAGAAGUAGAAAAGGACCAACUGCCAGAGGGAAAAAGGAAGAAGAAAAUAUUGAAAAAGGUUCGGAAACCGGAGGCACCACAGGAACAAGCGGAGAAGCCUUCACCAGAUGUUCCUGAGGCUGAGACACAGGAAAUAGUUUCCCCCAAAGAAGACCAGCCUAGUGCAGUGACAGUUCCUGAAUCAGUGAGUGAACCUUUAACUGCAGUAGAUGAGCAACCAAAGGUUUCUGAGGAAGAGAAGCCUGACAAAGUGGCUGCGGAUGACGUGCCAGAACAAAGGGUUGUCAGAAAGAAAGUGAAGUUACAGAAGGUGAAGACAGAGAAAGAAGUGAAACCAGAAGAAGAGGUUCAAGAAGAAAAGAAAGAAGAGGUGGAAAAGCUGGAGGUUGUGGUGAAAGAGGUACCUGUGGAUGAGAAGGAACAUGUUACUACUGAAGAAAUGGAAGUUGAAGAGAAAAAGGUGAAACACAUAAUCAGAAAGAAGAAGACAGCUCCAAGUGAAGAAGAGAAACCUUCAGAUGAGAGUAAAGGAGAAGAAUCAUUACCAGUACUGGAGAAGCCAGAGGAGCAAAAGGCAGAGGAAAUUCCUGAAACAGUCAAGGAGGCUGAAGAUGUGGAACAAGUGGAAGCAACAAAAGAAAAGAAAGUGAAACGAAUUGUCAAGAAGAAGAAAUUGGUACCAGAGGAGGUUGAAAAGUCAUUGCAGGAAGAAACAGUUAAAGACAAUUUUCCUGCACCUGAGGAAUCAAGAUUAGCAGAAGAUCAGAAAGGCCAACCAGAAGACUCACAUCUACAUUUUGCAAAUGUCGAAUCAUCUGUUAUGGGGAAAGUGACUGACAUUGUUACUCCAUCAUACGAGACAGGUAAAUCACAAGUAACUAUGGCACUUAAUGAUUCUGUUUCUGUGAGUGAUACCAUGUCCUUAGAGUUAACUGAACAACGAGUAGCAGAUAAGAAACCAUUACCGCAGGAGGCUUUAGUAAGUAUAGGAGAAAAAGAUACUGUAUCUAUACAGGAACCUUAUGUUGAGGUAGUUCCUGCACAUUUGCCUGAGUCACCUCAGGUUUUAAAGGAAGAAGCGACACUUAAGGUAAUGAGCCAAAAAUCUGUGGCUAUAUUGGAAAUUCCUACACAUGAAACAGAGGAACCCCUCGUAUCCGGUAUACCUGAAGUAUUGCAUGCCACACCAUCAUUUCUACAACAAGGACCUUUAACUGUAACUGAAACUGGCACAUUUGAAACACAUACAGACUUUGAACAUGAGAAACAAUUAACUGAAACAGCCCAGACAACCAUCUUACCACAGGAAACACUUUCUGUAACACUUCCUGAACUGCAACACAAGGAAGAUAUUUUCAUGUCACCUGCAGUACCUGACACUGAACAUGCUAUCAGAAACAUUCCAUUGUCUGACUCUGUAACUGUAAAUGAAAUAACAUCUUUAGAAAUACCAUCAGAAUUGAACUAUACAGUGACACAGGACAAAGAAGCAGUUACAGCACUGCUACCCACAACAGAAUCUGUGUUUGUGACAGAGAUACAACCAACUCAGACAGUGGCUGUUGAUACAAGGGUACAGAAAGUGCCAAAACCUGAAUCAGCUCAAAGAAAACUUUCAACACAGGAUACAUUACAAAUACAAGAAGUUACCACGGAACAGGUUGUUACCACAGAGCCACCUCAAGAAACACAGUAUUUGACACAGGUGCCGAAAGUCGUCCAGAAACGACAGGAGGCACUUAUAAUUACAGAAGUAAUCAAAAACACAAAGGAGGAAGAACUUGCUAACUUCACAGUAUCACAAGAACAACCUACAGUAACAGUUUCUGAAAGUGAAAGUGUGCAAAUUACUGAUAUGCAAACUGCACUAUUUACAGGUGACAUUACUGUACCAGCUCUGCCUAGGAUGGAACAGGUAAGCCCAAUAAUACCAGUGGAAAGACAGCUUCUUUUAGUGGAACAUUCACAACCUGGAAUCUUAGAAGAGGCACUGCCUGAGGAGAAAAUCACAACAGUGCAAGCUAAACUUGUGGAAAUUAGUGAUCAUAAGAAGGCAGAUGUUUCAAUAUCUGAAGUUAAAGAAGCUCCUACAUUACCAAGGAGGGAAGUUGAAAUUCAUGCACCAGAAAACGUUGAGGCUAUUCCUGAAGAAGAGAAACCAACACCUGAACAUGCAGAAGAAAUUUCACAAGAGUAUGCAGUCACUGAGAAGCCAUUGGUGUCUUUUGCUGAUGAAGAUGUCAAGAAGCAACCAACAACAAGAAAAGUCUUGAAGAAGAAAAGAGCUCCUGAGAAGCCAAAGUACGCUGAUGAAAGUGUGACUGAAGAAAUGACAACUGAAGUGCUGACUCAGGAAAAGCCUGACACUCUAAAACCUGAGGAAGUAAAGGAUGUGCAUGAAGGAAUUGAGGUCACUGAAGUAGUAGAUACAGUAAGUACAGGUGACGUUAGUCCAUUGGAUGUUGAAAAAGAGAAAGCAGAAGCUGUUGAGGGAACUGAAGACUCUGUAAGUAUUGUUGAGACACCAGUUAAGAAAUUAAUUACUAAGAAGAAGAAGAUCAAGCCAGUUUCAAAGAUUCCAGAAGAAAAAGUGCCAGAAGAAGAAGAAAAAGUGAUGGAAAUCCCACAGGAAGAGAAGCCUGUGCCUAAAAAACCAAAGGAAAAGAAACAUCUUCCUGAAAAAGUAGAAGUGUUGAAACUCGAAAGGAAAGAAGUUAAACCUACCAAACUGAAGAUAACUGAUGUGAUGCCAAAAGAGGAAGUUCCUCUUUUCACGCAGGUGAAGCUGAGGAAAGCAAGUGUUCAAAAGAGGGAGAUUAAGGCUGUAGAAGUCCCAAAAGUAUUAUUGAAGAGCAACAUAAAGAUAAUAGACUACCCUCCAAAGGAAAAUACCCCUCUUAUAACAAUAAUAAAUGCAAGGUGUGACAAGGGGAUACUAUCAAGAAAUACACAAGAAGCUCUGAAAGUCCUCAAGAGAAAAGUGAAGAAAGUAAAGUUGCCCGGCAGAGAAAAACCAGACACAGAAGAAUUAGAGUCUUUUGAUGUUGAUCAGAAAGACAGUACUGAUAUUCCUGUGGAAGAUGAGAAGAGUACAUGGGAAAGACUCCCCAAGGCUGCAGAUACUGAGAAACCAGAAGAACCAAAGCUGGUUGUGGGAAAAGGAAAAAUCCCAGAAACAAAAGAACCAGAACAAGAAGAAAUAAAGCUUAAGAAAGUUCCUGAGAAGCCACUAGUGGAAGAGAUAACUGAAAUGAAGAAGCCUAAGAAGGAUGAGACUGAUGAAAAGGAUACAAAGAGCACACCAAAAGAGAAGGAAAUUACUUUAGCUCCCUUUAAACCUAGUGACAUAGAAGGAACUGACAUAGAUCUGGAAAAGUAUGUAAAAGAAGAGCCAGAAAAGAAAGAGAGAAGGACUCCUGAAAAGCAAAAAGUUAAAAAGCCCAAAAAAGACUCUGCAAAACCUGAACCAGAGACAGUAAAAAUACCAUUAGAAAAACAGCCUCCUAAGAAACCUUACCCUGAAGAGGAGAAGGAUAUCAAACUGAAAAAGAAGGUGGGAGAGCCUGAACCAGAGGAGCCAGAUAGUAUUACCUUGAAACCUUUUGUAAAAGAGAAACCAGAAGAAGAUUCUGAAAUUGCUAAGAAGCACAGCCUUAAACUUGAUGACAAAGAGAAACCUUAUGAAGAAGAAGAGAUAUUACCUACUGAACAUGUAAAACCUGAAUCACCAGAGAGGACAAUAAAGAAAACAAAGGUAAAGAAAACAAAACCACCUAAGCGUGUGGAAGAUGUUCCGAAAGAUGAAUCCAAAGAAGCACCUCAGCAGGAUGAACCAAUACUGGAUGAGAAACCAAAAGAAACCAAAGAAGUACCAGAAGAAGAAUUCGUGAUGAAGAUAAAACCCAAAGAACCAGAAAGGGAGGAUAUUGAGAAGGUAAUAGUCGAGAAAGAGGAGCCAGAGAAACCUGAUGUUGAAGAAAUUAAAGAAGUGACAAUAAAGAAGAAGAAACCAAAGAAACCUUCUGUAGAAGAAGUGAGAGAGGAAGUCACUCUAAAGAAGGAGGUACCACUGGAGCCAAAAGAGGAGGAAGUCACAGAGGAGGUAAUUGUAAAGGAAAAGAAGCCUAAAGAGGUGAAAGCAGAAGAGGUUCCUGAGGAAGUGAUAAUUGAACAGAAGGAACCAGAGAAACCCAAGGAAGAGGUAAGUGAAGAAAUAACAAUAAAGAAGAAGAAACCAAGGAAACCUUCUGUAGAAGAACUGAGAGAAGAAGUCACGCUAAAGAAGGUGAUACCAGUGGAGCCAAAAGAGGAGGAGGAAGUCACAGAGGAGGUAGUUGUAAAGAAAAAGAAGCCUAAAGAGGUGAAAGUAGAAGAGGUUCCUGAGAAAGUGACAAUUGAAAAGAGGGAACCAGAGAAACCCAAGGAUGAGGUAAGUGAAGAAAUAACAAUAAAGAAGAAGAAACCAAGGAAACCUUCUGUAGAAGAAGUGAGAGAGGAAGUCACACUAAAGAAGGUGAUUCCGGUGGAGCCAAAAGAGGAGGAGGAAGUCACAGAGGAGGUAGUUAUAAAGAAAAAGAAGCCUAAAGAGGUGAAAGUAGAAGAGGUUCCUGAGAAAGUCAUAAUUGAAAAGAAGGAACCAGAGAAACCCAAGGAAGAGGUAAGUGAAGAAGUGACAGUGAAGAAGAAGAAACCAAGGAAACCUUCUGUAGAAGAAGUUGCUGAAGAAGUCACUCUAAAGAAGGUGGUACCAGUUGAGCCAAAAGAGGAGGAGGAAGUCACAGAGGAAGUAGUUGUAAAGAAAAAGAAACCUAAGGAGGUCAAAAUAGAAGAAGUUACUGAGGAAGUGAAAAUUGAAAAGAAGGAACCAGAGAAACCCAAGGAAGAGGUAAGUGAAGAAAUAACAAUAAAGAAGAAGAAACCAAGGAAACCUUCUGUAGAAGAAGUGACUGAGGAAGUCACUCUCAAGAAGGUGGUACCAAUGGAGCCAAAGGAGGACGAGGAAGUCACGGAACAGGUAGUGAUAAAGAAAAAGAAGCCCAAGGAGGUGAAAGUAGAAGAGGUGACUGAGGAAGUGAAAAUUAAAAAGAAAGAACCAGAGAAACCCAAGGAUGAUGUACAUGAAGAAAUAACAAUAAAGAAGAAGAAACCAAGGAAACCUUCUGUAGAAGAAGUUGCUGAAGAAGUCACUCUAAAGAAGGUGGUACCAGUGGAACCAAAACAAGAAGAGGAAGUCACAGAAGAGGUAGUGAUAAAGAAAAAGAAGCCUAAGGAGGUGAAAGUGGAAGAAGUUACUGAGGAAGUGAAAAUUGAAAAGAAGGAACCAGAGAAACCCAAGGAAGAGGUAAGUGAAGAAAUAACAAUAAAGAAGAAGAAACCAAGGAAACCUUCUGUAGAAGAAGUGACUGAGGAAGUCACUCUCAAGAAGGUGGUACCAGUGGGGCCACAGGAGGAAGAGGAAGUCACGGAACAGGUAGUGGUAAAGAAAAAGAAGCCUAAAGAGGUGAAAGUAGAAGAGAUUACUGAGGAAGUGAAAAUUAGAAAGAAGGAACCAGAGAAACCCAAGGAUGAUGUAAGUGAAGAAAUAACAAUAAAGAAGAAGAAACCAAGGAAACCUUCUGUAGAAGAAGUUUCUGAAGAAGUCACUCUAAAGAAGAUGGUACCAGUGGAGCCAAAACAAGAAGAGGAAGUCACAGAAGAGGUAGUUAUAAAGAAAAAGAAGCCUAAGGAGGUGAAAGUGGAAGAGGUUUCUGAGGAAGUGACAAUUAAAAGGAAGGAACCAGAAAAACCCAAGGAUGAUGUAAGUGAAGAAGUGACAAUAAAGAAGAAGAAACCAAGGAAACCUUCUGUAGAAGAAGUGAGUGAGGAAGUCACUCUAAAGAAGAUGGUACCGGUGGAGCCAAAAGAAGAAGGGGAAGUCACAGAAGAGGUAGUAAUAAAGAAAAAGAAGCCUAAAGAGGUGAAAGUGGAAGAGGUUUCUGAGGAAGUGACAAUUAAAAGGAAGGAACCAGAAAAACCCAAGGAUGAUGUAAGUGAAGAAGUAACAAUAAAGAAGAAGAAACCAAGGAAACCUUCUGUAGAAGAAGUGAGUGAGGAAGUCACUAUAAAGAAGAUGGUACCGGUGGAGCCAAAAGAAGAAGGGGAAGACACAGAAGAGGUAGUUAUAAAGAAAAAGAAGCCUAAAGAGGUGAAAGUGGAAGAGGUUUCUGAGGAAGUGACAAUUAAAAGGAAGGAACCAGAAAAACCCAAGGAUGAUGUAAGUGAAGAAGUAACAAUAAAGAAGAAGAAACCAAGGAAACCUUCUGUAGAAGAAGUGAGUGAGAAACUCACCAUAAAGAAGGUAGUGGAAAAGAAAGCUGCAGAACCACAUGAUGAGGAAGUAGCAGAAGAAAUAACAAUUAAGAAGUUGGCACCAAAGACACCUGAGGACAGCGUGGCAGAAUUCACUGUUAAGAAGAAGGCUCCACAGAGGAAGUUGUCAAUAGAGGAGUUAGGUGAGGAAGAAAUCACUAUAAAACCAAUGCGGCCAAGACAACCAUCAUUGCCUGAAGUAACUGAAGUUACUGAUGUUGAAACAGUUACAAUUCAGCCUAGAAUCACUAAAACAAAAGAAGAAAUAGAACAAGAAUUCAAGAUUCAGCUACAUACUUAUGAAGAAGAGGAUAUCUCAAUGACUAGUAAAGUCAGGUUAAAGAAACAACGACGUCCUACCUAUGCAGAAGAAGCUGGUGAGCAAACUAUUCGAAUUGUGAAAGAGAUAGAAGAUCAGAAGUCACCUGAAAUUAUAGAAGUUUUAGAGUCUCCUGAAGCUGAAGGUGUCAGUUUUGAUUUGAAGCGCAAGCCAAGUUAUACAGUUCAGGAAGCAGAAGAAGAGGAGACAGUGAUACUAACAAAACCACAUAGGGAGAGAGAAGACAUUGAAGAAAGUUUUCAGAUUUCCUUACGCAAGAAAGAUGAUUCUCGCAAAAUGUCAUACUCCAUUGAAAAUGUUGAAGAAGAGUUCAGCAUUGGUUUUCAAAAGAGGCAGCCUACUCCAGCAGGAACAUCCUUUGAAGAAGAGUCCUUGGAGCUGAGGCUGAAGCCUAAGAAGAGGCCUACAAGGAUUUCACAGGAAGAGGAUUUCACUCUGAGUAUAGUAAAGGAAACAGAAGUCUUCCAAGAAGGAGUAGAAGAGAUAUUAGUUACAGAGCUUCAAGAAGGGGAUGUGUUAUACUCAGUCAGUGCCUAUGAAGCAGAAAAUGAAGAUGCAAUGAAUCUUGUUGAGGGUGAGAAGGUUUACAUCAUAGAUAUGAAUAACCCAGACUGGUGGUUUGUUAAAAAACAUCUCACAGAAGAGAAAGGAUGGGUUCCAGCUCAACUUCUAAUGGAUGAAAUUAGGUACACAACAUUUGUUCAGAAAGUAAUCCAGCAAAAAAUUGACCAGCUUCCUGUUUUUGAAAAACCUGUACAUACAGACAAAGCUACCGCACCAAGAUUUGUUGAGAAGCUUCAACCUAAGCAUGUUCCUGAUGGAACAACAGUUGAAUUUCGGUGUCAGAUUUCUGGUAGCCCUCGUCCACAGGUUACAUGGUUUAAGCAGACAGCCAUUCUGUUGCCUUCUCAUGACUUCCAGAUGUUCUACAGUGAAGAUAAUGUGGCAACGCUUGUCAUAAAAGAAAUUUUCCCAGAAGAUGCUGGCACGUAUACAUGUGUUGCAAAGAAUGCAGCAGGAUUUGCAUCUUCUUCAACAGAGCUUGUUGUAGAGGGACCAUUGUCAGACCAUGGGUCAGAUGUUGCUGUACUAUCCAGGAAAAGCCUCUCAAGGGAAUCGUCUCUAGCAGACAUCCUGGAAGGAAUUCCUCCCAUGUUUACGCACAAACCAGUGCCACUGUCUGCACCAGAGGGUUCUGAUGUGAAACUGGACUGUCAAUUAGUGGCAGUCCCUGAACCAGUUAUUACAUGGUACUUCAACAAAAAGGAAGUUGAUAAAACUGAAAAUGUUUCUGUUUCUGUUGAUUCUGAUGGUCAUAUGUACUUUAGCAAAGUUUCCAUUAAAAAAGUAAAGAAAUCGCAGGAAGGUGUAUAUGAAGUCAUUGCCAGAAACACCGAAGGAGAAACGUCUAUGCCCAUAAUCCUAAAGGUAAAAACAUCAAAGAAGGAACCACCAACAGUCCUGGAACCACUGAAACCAACGGUUGUUCAUACUGGUGAUCCAGUAGUAUUACAUGCAGUCAUAACAGGCAACCCAGCACCAAAAGUCACGUGGCUCAAAGAUGGUCUUCCAGCUGACGACCUGCCUGUUUCUCAUGAUGGAGACACUCACAGCAUUUUCUUGAAAGAUGCUGGUGAGGGAGACGCAGGGGUCUACACAGUAAGAGCAGAGAACCCCGUUGGUAGUGUAGAAAGUACAGCAUCUCUCGUAGUUGAAGCACCUGAUGAGAACAUGGAGCCACCACUUUUUACGGAAAGAUUUGAGGAAGUAAAAGUCCCUGAGAAAGGUACAUUACGUCUGGUAGCCAAGGUGACAGGGAAUCCUGUUCCAGAGAUUACGUGGCUCAGGAACAAUAGACCACUGAAACCAUCACCAAACCUAACUGUGUCAUUUGAUGGGACCACAUCUUCUUUGGAAAUUCAGAAUGUGGAUUCAGAAGUUGAUGCUGGAAACUACAAAUGUGUAGCCAAAAAUCGUGCAGGAAUCACAUCUCAUGGAGCAAGAGUUUCAGUCGAUGUUCCGGAAGUCACAUUUGUAAGGAAACUGCAGGAAAUUACUGAAGUUGAGGAACGAGAAUCUCUGGUACUGGAAUGUGAAACUUCACACACAGUAUCGACACACUGGUUCCAUGAGAAUCAUGAGCUCAGUGGAAUGGACCACCGAGUGGUGGUGCAAGAGGGCCGUAUUCAUCGUUUGCUUAUAAAGAACUGCACAUCGCGAGAUGCUGGCCAGUACCAGUGUCGGGUGAGGGAUCAAGUGACAGAGGGCCACGUUACAGUCCACGACAAAAAACCAGAGUUUCUGCGGAAGCUACAAGAUUUCGAAGUGAAAGAAAGGGAAAGUGCUAUAUUGGAAGUUGAAAUCACAUCAGAAACAGCAGAUGUAACAUGGCACAAAGAUGGUGAACAACUGACAGACACAAGUGAUAAAUUUGUAUUUGAGAAGCAAGGAACAGUACGCAAGUUACUGAUUCGAGGUGUGUCUGUCCACGAUGAAGGCGAGUACACAUGUGCCCUUGGAGAACAAGAGUGUACUGCAGAAGUCUCUGUUGUUGAACUUCCACCAGAGAUAACCACUAAGAUGCAGGAUGUGACUGUUGCGAAGGGUGAGAAAGCAACAUUUGAAAUAGAGCUAACAAAGGGAGAUGCCCUUGUCCGAUGGUUUAAAGAUGGCAAGGAGCUGCAAUUUUCUGAACAUGUGCAACUGUCCAUUGAUGGGAAGAGGCAGCGCCUGAAAGUGUACAAUUCCGAACUUAAGGAUGCAGGUGUUUACUCUUGCGAAGUUGGUGAACAGACAUCUUCAGCACGACUAACUGUUGAAGAGCCAGCUGUGCAGUUCCUUAAGAAAUUGCCAGAUGUGACAUUAAUUCCUCUAAACUUGGAUGCUACAUUCACUGUAGAACUGUCACGAUCUGAUGUUAAUGUGAAAUGGUUGAUGAAAGGCAAAGAAAUAAAAUCAUCUGAGCGCUACCAAAUAACCUCAGAGGGAUCUGUGAAGAAAUUAGUUGUAAAGAAUGUUACCAUUGAGGAUCAAGCAGACUAUAGCUGUGUUGCUUUGAAUGUAAAAUCAACAUCAAAACUUAAAGUUGAAAUAAUUGAAACAGCACCAAGGAUUAACAUCGAAUCUCUUACAAAAGAAUAUCGAGUUAAAAAAGGAGAUGAUGUAACUAUUGAGGUGAAAUUCACUGCAGCUCCUUCACCACAGGAUGAAUGGUUCAUCAAUGGCAAACUUGUCAAGAAAUCGCCAAGGAUUAUACAAACACUGACUGAGAAUUCUGCAACUCUGACCAUUAAGAAAGCUGAAGAAACAGAUGCUGCAAGCUAUACUGUUAAAUUAUCCAACAGGCAAGGGGAAGCCUCAGCAGAGAUGACCCUCAUUCUAAUGGAGCCACCAUCAGAGCCAGGCAUCCCAGAAGUUGUUGAAGUCACUGACCAGACCAUUACACUUCACUGGAAGCCUCCAGAAUUUGAUGGACAUUCUCCUAUUACAAACUAUGUUCUGGAAUACCAUGACAAGACUGAUUUCACAUGGAUUCAAGUAAAGGAAAUGGUUAGAGAGACAACUCACAAAGUGACACAACUUCAGACAAAUGGGGAAUACAUGUUCCGUGUGUCAGCCGAGAAUGAUAUUGGCCGUGGUGCUCCAUCACACAACACCCGUUACAUACGAGUUACUAAACCAUUAUCUGCUGAACCACCAGCAAUCCAGCAGCCACUGGAAGGGGUAGUGUGUGGCUUAAAACAGUCGAUAACUCUUUCUUGUGUUAUUGGAGGAAUACCUGAGCCAACAGUAAAGUGGAUGAAAGAUGGGAAGGCGUUCAAAAGCGAAAAUUUGACAUAUGAGAACAGGAUUGCCAAAUGCAUCAUAAGUGAGACUACAGAGACAUCAUCUGGCAUUUACACAUGUCAGGCAACAAAUACAGCUGGCUUUGCAGAAACAUCAUGUGAACUUAAAAUUCAAGAACCUCCUAAACUUGAAUUUGAUGAGAGUUUGGUAACUCAGAAAUUAAGGAUAACUAAUCAGUGGAAGAUAGAAGUUAAGUAUUCAGGCUUCCCUAAACCAGAAGUGGUAUGGACAAAGAACGGAAAAAGCCUGGCUUCUACUAAGCACUGUUCCAUCUACCAUGAUGAAAAUUCAUCAACAAUUGCGAUAUAUUCCUUAGCAAAAGUGGACACUGGAACCUACACAUUUACAGCUCGCAGUGAUGCAGGUUCGGCGAGCGUGGAUUUCAGUCUAAAAGUCAUUGAUGACACUGAUCGAAGAGCAAAAACAGAAAGUUCCAGCGAGGAAACAACUGACAAGCCAAGCAAACCAGAAGGGCCAAUUAUUGUAAAAGAUAUCCGAAAGGAUUCUGUGGUUCUCGAAUGGAAACCCCCUGCAGAUGAUGGUGGCCUUGAGCUUUCUAAAUACUCUGUUGAAAAAUGUGAUGUUGAGAAGAUGGUGUGGAUGAAGGUUGCUGACGUAGAGAAAGAUGUCUCGUCAUAUUGUGUACAACGUUUGAGAGAGGAUUCAGAGUACAUGUUCAGAAUUAUUGCUGAGAAUCCAGUAGGAACAUCAGAGCCACUUGAGAGUGACCCAGUCACCAUUAGAAGCAAAUUUGAUAAACCGUCUGCCCCAAGAGGACCACUACAUGUCUCAGGUAUGACUGAGACAUCUUUCACUGUCGCUUGGCAAUCACCAGAAUCAGAUGGAGGUGCUCCAGUGCUGGAAUAUGUUGUAGAACGCAGAGAAGUGGGGAAGAAGGCCUGGCAGAAGGUUGGAAGCACAACAAAAGAUGUGACUCACAUUGAAGUUUCUGGACUUAAAACGAAUUCAUCGCAUAAUAUCAGGAUAACAGCUAGAAAUGAAGUUGGUCUCAGUGUACCAUUUGCUCCCGAAGAUGCAAUUACUGUUGGAAUGAGAAUAAGUGCCCCAUCUGCACCAGUUGAUCUACAUAUUACUGAUUUCACAAGCAAGAGUGUCACUCUGCAGUGGGGGCCCCCUGCCAGUACAGGUGGAACUGAACUAACAGGAUACAUAAUUGAAAAGAGACUACUGUCAUCAAAGAAGUGGAGCAAAGUUGUUACACUUGAACCAUCAGUACUACAAUACUGUAUAGAAAACCUUAAAGAUAAGGCUGAGUACUUCUUCCGUGUGUAUGCAGAAAAUGCCAUAGGACUUAGCCCACCAGCUGGCACAGAGCUGGUCUCCCUUAAAAAGCAUGCAACUGUUCCAUCACCACCUACAGCUCCACUUGAGGUACGACCCAUAGGCCCAAAUGCUGUUGUGAUUGCAUGGGGAAUCCCUGAAACUGAUGGUGGUGCACCUCUUCAGGGUUAUACUAUCGCCAUACGUGAUGUGCGAAAGACUAUGUGGAUGGAAGUUGGUCGUGUCAAAGCUGAUGUACAUAAACUCACAAUCAAAGACCUACAGGAAAACCAUGAAUACCUCAUUCGAAUUUUUGCAAAGAAUGAAGUUGGUCCUAGUGAGCCUUUGGAAUCAGAGGAGCCAUUUAAAAUGCUGAGGCCAACAGAAAUUGACCAGCAAGAACUCGAUAAGCUGGAAACGACAGCACCGACACUUAGUUUCAGUACUGAAACCACCACAUCCUGGAUGAAAGAAGCAGGCAUGGAUGCUGACAUCCGAUCAUACGCAAGAGGUUCAUUAUUAAGAAGGGAUGAAUAUUUCUUCCGUAUUUGGUACUAUGCCCGACAGUUGUUUAAGUGAUGUGGUGUAAGGAAUCAAUUGUGAAGACAAAGACAAAUAGUGUGUAAAGUGUAUACGAAGUCGUAAGUAGAGUUGUUGAGCGUAUCUGUGCUUAAGGCACUGAUAAAACAAUAGAACUAUUUAUUUUUUUACCUUUUGUAAAGCAAUUUUGUACUGAAUUUUAUAUGAAGGCUUGGAAGCAGCACUGUGGGCAAGCACUCUACUAUCUUGCUUCCUGAUUUCCAUCAAUGAAAUAAAAAAAAGUACCCUGUGCAAAGCAAAGCAGGGGGCACUGAUAGAGAGUAGAACUUGCACCUGUUGCUUCUGGCUGACUGAUUCAAGGACCAAGACUGUUGCUUUGUAUUUCUUGCAUAUUCAGUAAAUAUGUAAAUAAGGAGGCAGAGGAACUGUACAUUACUACAAAUGUUAAUAAUAAUAAUUUAUUGAAAUGAGGAUGUAAAUGUUUAUGGACAUAAAAUGUAAUUCUUAUAGGUUUUUCAUAUAUAUGUAAUUUUUAUGGACACUGUACUACACAACAAAACAAGUCAGAGAAGUGGGUCUGCUGAAGCAGGACAUUUCUGCUGUGACUUAAUAAGUGUGUAAGUAAUACAGUGUAUUAUGCUGUGAUAUACUCUUGUGUAUCAUUCAGUUUUGAAUUAUGUGAUUUCAAAUGUGUAAUUGUGUUCAAUUGGCUGCAAGUAUUUUUUACCUCUUUUAAUAUCACUGUCUGUUUCAACUGCAGUUGCAAUAACUGCUUACAAAGUAGUCUGUAAUCAUUUGGUUCAAGUAAGCGUCACUUCACCGGUAACUUAAAGGAGACAAAAUAUAGGUGCAACGACAUGAAUUUGUUACUGGUAAGAGUCGGCUUACAGAGCAAAUGAUACUUCAUGAAAGAAUCAUAUUAAAAUAUAUAUAUUUUUAAAGUUGGAA